AUGUCACCAAAUGUCACAAAUGUUGGUAGGUGUAUUGGGUAUCAUGAGCAGCCAUCGCCUAACUGUGGUUAUUAUAUGUCUGUGUCUGUCUGUCUGUCUGUCUGUGUGUCUGUCUGUCUGUGUGUCCGCAGGGUGCGGCUUGAGGCGUUCUCAGACAACAGUGGGAAGCUGCAGCUCUCCCUACAGGAGAUCAUAGAAUGGCUGACAGCCAAGGACGAGGAACUGUCGGAGCAGCUGCCCAUAGGGGGCGACGUGGGGGCUGUCCAACACCAGAGGGAGUUCCACCAGGUACUGUGUUGGGCCCCUUUCAAAAGCUACAUCACACAAACACUCAAACAAGCCAAACUGGUAGGUAAGAAUUAGGAUGUUCUUGUAAAGCAGGGCUCUCCAUCUCUGUUCCUGGAGAGCUACCCUCCUGUAGGCAACAAAACUGUAUUUUAUUCCAAGUUUUUUCUGUGGCACUAAGGAACAUUCAACUAUGGUCCUUUGGUUCCAUUCUCAAUGGCUUCUAUAGAAAGUGGGAUUGAAUGAAUUUACUAUAGGCAGAUACACAGUAAUUACAGUGAACUAUAGUUAUAAAUUGCUUGAGUGGAGCCCAUCAUUCAUGCCGAGCUGCAGGAAUGUGUGUUUGUGUUACCUUCCAGUUGACUUGUAUUGAUCAAACAAAUCCAAAGGCACCUUCACAGCACAAACCAGGAUCACUUUGUCUCUCCCUAGAAACUCCUUAGUUACCUGUUUGGAAUGAAUAGGGCCACUAGGUUAUGUUUCAGUGCUUUGACACUAAUCUUAGUUUAAGGUUAGCCCAUUGGUAACAUUAAGGAUAGAGGGAAGAAAGCACUUUGAGAGUAGUACAUACUUAAUCCCUCCACAGGGAUUUAUCUACUUUCAAUUAGUAACCACUUCGAUUUGAGGCUCUCUUAAUUUGGCCAUCUAUCAAAAUAACGACUCUGGUUGUUAUCUACAGGAGAGAUCUGAGGCAACAAGAUCGCCGUGGUGUGUGUUAAAACCACCCAGUGGAGAAUCUAUAAAGAUACCCUGAACUGUCGUUGAGUAAGAGGAGUGGUUCAGCUGAAAUAUUUUUAUUUGACAUGUUAAAAAGCCCCGGCUGAUCUGUGUUGAUGAAGAGGGGAAUUCAACUGGUUGAAAGCUGAGAGUAGUGGAGCCAAGCAAGCAGAUGCCGGGUGUAGAAUAUAAGAGGGGGAGAGAUAGAGUCUCUCAAAUUCAGGGUCUUGUUCUGCACUCCUCCUUAUUCUGUGGUAGAACAUUGAGAAAAUCCUUCCUUGCAAUGGUUCCUGGGUUUUUUAUAAAUGUCCCAGUAAACACAACUCCAUUUGGUAUGAUAUGUUCCACAAACACAAACAGGCAGGCAGGAAGGCAGAUACGCACACGCACAUGCACACGGACCAUAAUUGGUCCUGUACUACAGCAGAAUGCUCUUUCCACCUACGUUCCAAUUUUCUGUGCUGUCAGUUUGUGCAGUGUGUCUCUGAGGGGAGAGAGCCGUAUUGACAGUGAGAGUGGUCCGCACCUCCCCCUCCUCCCCCCUCCACCGCCACUGACUGCCGCUGUGAAAUCAGCUUACCAAAUAACAGGACAAAAACCAUACAGUCACACACCAUCUCUCUCUCUCUCUCUCUCUCUCUCUCUCUCUCUCUCUCUCUCUCUCUCUCUCUCUCUCUCUCUCUCUCUCUCUCUCUCUCUCUCUCUCUCUCUCUCUCCUGCUAAGAGAUUAUAGCCCACUGUGCUGUUUCCUCCCUCCCUCCCUCCCUCCCAUACUACAGAUUUUGUUACUUAGCAUGUACCUGCUAAAAUCACUAUAGCUCCCCUCCCCUCCUCUACUCUCCACCCUCCUCCUUCCUCACCCCUUUCCUCCCACCAUCCCUUUUAUUUUCUCUAUGUCCCCAUUUUUAAUGCAGUCUUCCUUUAUAAUCUAUCUAAGGAGCUCCCACUCCCCAAGCGUGACGUUGCUCUAAAACUUUUCAGACAAAGUGGAGAGGGAAAUCGUAUGGAGUUUUCUGUGGAGAAUUACAGGGUUUUAAGAAAUGUGAGUUAUUGAUCUUACGUGGAUUUAUUCUGCAGUGGUUCAGUGCGUGGGGAUGUGUCCCUUUCAGUUUGUGUGUGUGCGCGUGCAUGUGUGUGUGUGCGUGCGUGGGCAUCACUCUAUAAGUAUGUGUGUGUGUAGCGGUCUAUACAUAUGAGUGUAGUGCAGAAUCUAUUCAUCCAGAGAAAAGAGAGGAGGAUGAAAUAACUAUAAUUAUUAUAAUAUAUGUCAUUUAGCAGACGAUUUUAUCCAAAGCGACUUACAGUCAUGCGUACAUACAUUUUACAUAUGGGUGGUCCCUGGAGUCAAACCCCCUACCCUGGCGUUACAAGCGCCAUGCGUUUUGAGAAAGCUCAGUGUAAUGGGGUCUCUGGGGGCCCCAGACAUAAAUGAGCGGCCGUCAACAUGUUUGGAAGGAGCAAUGAAACCAUUUCCUUCUCUGACUCUUCCUCCUCCAUCCUGCAUAAUGUAGCCUAAUUGGAGCUGAAGUCUUUAUAUUUAAUGUUCCUUUAGCCAAAGACGGAGCCCCUCAGUGUGAAAUUUAGCUGGAAUUAAAGUUUUAACGCAGCGGAGGCCUAAGGGAGGGAUGCAAACCCGCAAUCCCACUCCGGGUACCAACUGUUCCCUCAGAAAAAGAAACAAGUGGGUUAAAGUCUGAGUUUCUUAGUAACCUCACCAGGAAAUCUUAUCAGAAACCGCAGCUCCUGCACAGAACACAUUUCUGCAUGUUUGCUUAGCAUCAGUGGUAUAUGCCAGUUCAGUGGGGCUCCAUAUUUAAUUCAGACAGUGAGGAGGGAGGCUGGUGUUAUCAGGGAGUGACUGGCUGUAGUCAUGGGGUUUAAUAGCCACUGAAAGACAGUUGCCACUGCGUCACUCACCACGGGGGAAACCCGGGCCCGGCUCCACGAGGGGGCAAAAGGGGGCUCAGUUGAAACUUGUGCCUCCUCGGUUUUAGUUUUAUGUCCCUAUAUAAAAAUAGCAAAAAAGUUCAAAUGAUUGAGUGACAGGUUGGCGCAAAAUCUGUAUCUUCUCUGCGCUGUGUCAGCACAAUGGACAGUGCUCGCUGUGGUGUGUGUAGGGGAGCUAUGGAAAGCCACUGAAGUGGUUAGGUAUUACUAGGGCUCCCGAGUGGCGCAGUGGUCUAAGGCACUGCAUCUCAGUGCUUGAUGCGUCACUACAGACCUGCUGGUUCGAUUCCAGGCUGUAUCACAACCGGCCGUGAUUGGGAGUCCCAUAGGGUGGUGCGCACAAUUGGCCCAGCGUCAUCUGGGUUUGGCCAGCGUAGGCCGUCAUUGUAAAUAAGAAUUUGUUCUUAACUGACUUGCCUAGUUAAAUAAAAAAUGGUGACCAUAUUACCACCACACCGGCAGUCACGGGUCAUGACCACAUUCAAAUUCCAUGUGACCGUUUAGUCACGGUAACUAGGCUUCUCCAAGAUCUGAUGCUGCUCAUGGUCAUUAGUAGCCUACCAAACUUGCUAACUGCCUGGUAUUCAUCACUCUGACAUCAAAGAUUUUUUUUCUCCAAAAUCAAACACUUCAUGAGAGCCCAUGAGCGCAACAGUUCAAUAGGCUAUGCAAUUGCAUGAGAAGUUUUGAUGGCUUCUAUUAAAAAGAGGAGGAUCCCAUCAGAUUUCUAUAGACUAGGCCUACUGUAUUUAUUUAUCAGCUUUCCUAAUAUUAAGCAAAUUGCUUCGCUUUACAACAGGAUUAUAGCCUACCUGGCUGGCAUGAAAAUGAUCGACGUGAAAGGCGUCCUCCAUUCGCUAUUUAAGUGCAAAGAUGACCUGUAUUUUCUUCCAAUGCCCUUGUUCUGAGACAGGUGCAUGAUAAUGGUCCAUUCUAAAUCAAAAGUAAUUUCACACAUAUUAUUUAGUAUAUGUGUGAUGAGGUGAUUUUGAAGGAGUCAGGCACAGGAGGGUAAAUCACAGAAUAACAGGAUUUAUUCUGAACCACAGAGUUACGCAGUAAUGCAUAAAAACACUCUAGUGCGCAAAUCAGGCGCACUGGAAAAUACAAGGCACACAGGGAAUAUUCCCGGCGAUACAAAAUACACGGAGCUCCACCAAGCUUCUCUUUCCUCCACAAUAAACAAUCACACACAAAGACAAGGGGGGAGAGGGAACACUUAAACAGGUACUGAUGAGGGGAUAUGAACCAGGUGUGUGUAAUAAACAAGACAAAACAAAUGGAAUGAAGAGAUGAGGAGCGGCAGUGGCUAGAAGGCCGGUGACGACGAACGCCGAAGCCUGCCCGAACAAGGAGAGGAGGCAGCCUCAGAGGAAGUUGUGACAGUACCCCCCCCCCCCCCCCCCCUUGAUGCACAGCUCCAGCAGCGCACCGACACCGGCCUCAGGGACGACCAGGAGGACGCGGAGCAGGGCGAGCCGGAUGGCGACAGUGGAAAUCCCGCAACAGGGAGGGAUCGAGGAUAUCCCUCGCCGGGACCCAGCACCACUCCUCCGGACCGUACCCCUCCCACUCCACGAGGUACUGAAGGCCCCCCGCUCGACACCUCAAAUCCAGGAUGGAACGGACAGGGUGUACACCGGGGCCCCCUCGAUGUCCAGAGGGGGCGGAGGGACCUCCCGCACCUCAGACUCCUGGAGCGGACCAACCACCACCGGCCUGAGGACAGACACAUGGAACGAGGGGCCUUGAACUUUGAACGGCCCCACAAACUGCAGGCUCAGCUUCCGGCAGGGCAGGCGGAGGGGCAGAUUCCGGGCCAAGAGCCAGACCCGAUCACCCGGUACAAAGACCGGAUCCUCACUGCGGUGGCGGUCAGCGUUGGCCUUGUGGCGAUGCACAGCACGUUGGAGGUGGACAUGAGCAUCGUUCCACGUCUCCUCCGUGCGCCGAAACCAGUCAUCCACCGCAGGAGCCUCGGUCUGGCUCUGAUGCCAUGGUGCCAGAACCGGCUGAUAACCUAAAACACAUUGAAAUGGCGUUAGGUUAGUGGAGGAGUGGCGGAGAAAGUUCUGGGCAUAUUCGGCCCAUGGCAAGAACACCGACCACUCCCCUGGCCAGUCCUGGCAGUAGGACCGCAGGAACCUACCCACAUCUUGAUUCACCCGUUCCACCUGCCCAUUAGACUUGGGGUGAAAACCAGAGGUCAGGCUGACCGAGACUCCCAGACGUUCCAUGAACGCCUUCCAGACCCUAGAUGUGAACUGGGGACCCCGGUCAGACACUAUGUCCUCUGGCACCCCGUUGUGCCGGAAGACAUGUGUAAACAGGGCCUCCGCAGUCUGCAGGGCCGUGGGAAGACCGGGCAGAGGAAGGAGGCGGCAGGCUUUGGAAAAGCAGACAAGAGAAGGCACCUACUGCAGCUCAGCUUGACACUGAGGUGGAGAUGGCUCUGUGCGUAACGCCCACUCUAUGUCCGCGUCCAUCGCCCAUACUACCGGCGCCACAAUGCAGGAGGCCGGGAGUAUGGGGGUGUUGUCUAUGGGCCUCUCCUCUGUGUCAUACAGACAGUGCGUCUGCCUUCACGUUCUUCGUACCCGGGAUGUAAGAUAGUGUAAAAUCAAACUGGGUGAAGAAUAGGGCCCACCUGGCCUGGCGAGGGUUCAGCCUCCUCACUGCCCAGAUGUACUCCAGGUUACGGUGGUCUGUCCAGACGAGGAAAGGGUGUUUUGCCCCCUCGAGCCAGUGCCUCCACACGGUCAGGGCUCGGACAACAGCCAACAGUUCCCGAUCACCAACGUCGUAGUUCUGCUCCGCCGGGCUGAGCUUCUUGGAGAAGAAGGCACAGGGGCGGCGCUUGGGUGGCGUGCCCGAGCGUUGAGAUAGGACAGCGCCUAUCCCUACCUCGGAUGCAUCCACCUCCACUACGAACGGUAGUGAUGGAUCAGGAUGGGCCAGUACCGGGGCUGAGGUGAACAGAACCCUCAGGUUACUGAAGGCCGUGUCAGCCUCAGCAGACCAGCGGAGCUGGGACGGCCCACCCUUCAACAGAGAUGCGAUGGGAGCUGCGACCUUGCCAAAGCUCCGGAUAAACCUCCGAUAGUAGUUGGCAAAGCCAAUAAAGCACUGCACCUCCUUAACUGUGGUUGGAGUCGGCCAAUUACGCACGGCUGAAAUGCGAUCUCUCUCCAUCUCCACACCUGAGGUGGUAAUGCGGUAUUCGAGGAAGGACACGGACUGCUGGAAAAACAGACACUUUUCUGCUUUGGCAUAAAGGUCAUGUUCCAACAGUUGGGCCAGCACUUUGCGAACCAGGGACACAUGCUCGGCGCACGUAGCGGAAUACACCAGAAUGUCAUCCAUGUAGACCACUACACCGCGACCAAGCAUGUCCUGAAACACCUCGUUCACAAAGGACUGGAAGACGGAUGGAGCAUUCAUCAAACCGUAAGGCAUCACCAGGUAUGCAUAAUGCCCUGUGGUUGUGCUGAAUGCUGUCUUCCACUCGUCCCCUCUCGGACACGCACCAGGUUGUACGCACUCCGGAGAUCUAAUUUUGUGAAGAAGCGCGCCCAAUGCAUUGACUCGAUCACAGAUGGAAUGAGGGGUAGAGGAUAACUAUAACGUAUUGUCCCCUUGUUCAGUGCUCGGUAAUCAAUGCAAGGGCGCAGACCUCAGUCUUUCUUCUUCACAAAAAAGAAACUUGAGGAGUUGGGCGAAGUGGAGGGACAUAUGAACCCCUGGCGCAGGGACCCGGAGACGUAUGUCUCCAUAGCCUCCGUUUCAGCCUGCGACAGGGGAUACACAUGACUCCUGGGAGGCACAGCGUUUAACCAGAGGUUUAUCACGCAAUCCCCCGCCCAAUGAGGUGGUAAUUUGGUCGCCUGCAUUUUGGAAAACGCGUGCGCCAAAUCGAGGUAUUUGAGGGGAAUGCGCACGGUGGAGGUAGUGUCUGGACUUUUCACCGUGGUUGCACCAACGGAAACACCUAGACACCUACCCUGACUUCUCACGACCACCCCGUGAGAACCCUUUGCGGCCAUGAAAUGGUGGGGUUGUGUGGUGCUAACCAGGGAAGACCUAACACAAUAGGGAAAUCAGGAGACUCAAUAAUAAAAAAAAUGACUUGCUCUCGAUGAGUCUCGUGUAUAACCAUAGUGACUGGUGCUGUAACUUCCCUAACGAAACCGGACCCUAAUGGUCGACUGUCAAGUGCUCUGAUGGGGAGUGGAAUGGAUAGGGGAACCAAUGUAAUGCCUAGACUAUGUGCAAAUGACCUGUCCAUAAAGUUCCCAGCUGCGCCUGAAUCGACCAGCACUUUACACUGGAGAACUACCUUGGCGAAGCCAAUUUCUGAUAUCCAUCAUGGCAGUGGCAGAUUAGCUGGUUCGAGCUAGCUAAAUAGGCUAAGGUUAAAUAACACUAACGCUUUUUACAGCUAGCUAAGAAGCUAACUAAACUAAGUAGUGGUGGUGCGUGCGGCAGAGUUGAGUGAAGCCGCUUCAACUGUAAACUUGACCCCGCCCUUAUAAAUCAAAAUCAAAUAUUACAGGUGGAGGCACAUCACGUUAUUCACUUAGCCUAACACAGAUGGGAAGCAUUUUUCCUGCUUUUUAUGGAAACCAAAAGGAGUCAUAACUAGGGGUGGCGGUCAUGAGAUGUUGUCAGCUGGUGAUUGUCAAGCAAAUAACUGCGGUCUCACCAUAAUUGACCGUUUAUUAACAUAAACACGUUUAGCAUCUCCUGGCUUCUAAGCAUAGCCUACAAGUCACUGAUGCAGACCUUUGGAACAUUUACAUUUUAAAAAGUCUAAUAACAUUUAAUAUAGCCUACCCCAUCACAAUAAAUCCAUUAUUUAUUUUAGACAGGUCUAAAGAAACAUGAGAUGAAGAAAAUGUAGUCUAUUUUAGAAGAACGUACUAAUAUAUAGGCUAAAGUUUUUACCUAACGUAAAUUGAGUAGUGAAUGGAGAUUAGCUAUUGAGGACGAGAGAGGCUGGUUGACACUAGCGGUCCAUAGUGCCCACAGGAUUCUCUGUGAGGGUCCUAAAUGGCACCCAGGCAGUUCAGUACAGAGACGGUAUAGUACAGACAGACAGCUAGGCAGUCCUAUGUGGCCCUGCCAGUGGCUCCUCACUGUGUGUGUUCAUGUAUGCAAAUUAAUGUGUGUGUGUGUGUGUGUAUCAUGUACAGUAUGUGUUAUAAUGAGCCCAUGCAUGUUGUAUGUAUGUGAUUGAACCAUGCUUUUAUCUCUCUGUGGGCUCCUGUCCUGUCUGUCUCCAGGUCUUCAUGGAGGAUGUCAAGUCUCGGGGGCCCUUCAUCUACUCUGUGCUGGAGUCUGCUCAGGUCUUCUUGGCACAGCACCCAUUCCAGGAGCCCGAGGAGACGCUGCCCGACGGAAAAGGUCUGCCCACCCACCCCAACCCUAUGCCAAACGCCAACAUACAUAUGUAGGAUCUUAAUUUGAGCCAGUUUGCUACACCAGGAAAAUAAUCCUGCAGCAACAGGAAAUGUAAAUUAUUAUGUGGAUUAUAAUUAAUGGAAAUGUUUUGUAGGGAUUGAUAAAAUGUUUGUUAGGGCAAAUCAAGUCUGACAUUUUAAAGUGGAAAGUACAAACUUUAGAAGCCUUUUUAAACCUGAAUACACUACAAGUUUGCAACAAAAGAGUCACCAACAAAAGAGCGAUCAAAUUAAGAUCCUACAUCUGUAAAUGCCAAUCUGCUCCAUACCACCCCACCCUGCUACACACACCAAAACCAGACCUGAGCAUUGAGAACAGAGAGAGAUAGGGAGUUCAGUAAGUUGAUCUCCAGCAGGUGUGUAUCCACCAUUAGGUCUGAUUAGCAGCUACCUGUCUUGCUGUAUCAGAGUGGAUCAGAUAAUGUAUGUUUGGGGAGAGCAGUUGGGUCGGGACCAAUUAGCCCAGUUCACACCAUCUGGUCAAAUCAAUAAUGCAGCAUGCUAGGCUGUUUCUGCCCCCCUCUCUCCUUCCCUCCCCCACCCAGCAUCCUCUUGCUCUCCACCACUGGUGGCACGCAUGGGGAAAAGAUGGGGGCGAACUCUCCCUGUUUCUCUGCUCCCAACAAUAUAUUUCUCACAGUUUCCCCCAUCCCACAGUUUCUUUCUACUGAUGUUUGCACACAUUGGGGUUAACAGUCUCUCUGCCUGCCUGACCAAACCCUCACCCUGUUCUCCUUCUCCCCCCUCUUCAUUCCCUCCUCCCCCUCCAGAAGUGUCUCCGAGGAAGCGGAUCCUGAACGUGAGUCGCUCAGUGUGGAAGCAGGCCAACGUGGCCAGUGACCUGUGGGAGAAGCUGACUGCCCGCUGCGUGGACCGACACAGGUCAGAUAUGCGGCACAGGCCCACUCCACAACACACCCAUGAUUCUGGGUUUUCGAUUGGCUAGAGAUGUUUUUACCCUGCCUGUACUCAAAUUUCAUUGGGUCUUUAUUUUGUCAGCAACAUGCACCACCUGUAAGUUCAAGGAAAAUGCUAUGGCCGAAAUAAGGUCAGGGUUGGUGUAUUGCUCAGGUAUUAGGGUGAUGUAUUGGGUUAGUGGUAAAACUGGAUAUGACAUUGUAUAAAACAACUGUAGAAGUUAAAGUAUAGUCUGUGUCCAAGGCACAUGGAGCGGACCCUGGAGCGCCUGCUGCAGACCCAGGCAGCCAUGGAGGAGCUGGCGGUGGCCCUAGAGCAGGCUGAGGGGGUCCGGGACGCAUGGGAGCCUGUAGGGGACCUCUUCAUUGACUCACUGCAGGACCACAUCGAUGCCACCAAGGUAAGUAUGUAUGUGUGUGUCUCAAAUAUUAAGCAAGCUGUCUGCUUCAAAUACAAAGCUGUGUUUGUGUGUGUGUGUGUGUGUGGAUAUCAGAUUUCAUUUAGCCCCCAGAAAUGAUUUCAAAUAUAAAAUACCUGUGGAAUCGACACAGAUUAAAUAGUGCCUGAAACAUGAAUACAUCCAGCUUUAUUGAUUAGAUAUGGAGACAAUGCUGUGAAGUUAUUGAUAAGAAAACAGCCUAGAAGAUUCCCUCUAGCUACACUCACCAAUCUGUUAGCUGUGAAGAGGCUCCUCCACUCUGCUGGCUAGAUGGCUGUUAUUUCACAGUAAUUAUGGAAGAUCUGUCUCUCUAUCUCUCUGCUCUCUUAGCUUUGUUUCUGUUAUUAUUGACUCAGUGUGGUUUAAGUGUUUCUGGGCAACAUGAUUUGAUUUUGCAUGAUUUUAUUCUGAUCUUAUUAGUGUCUAUGUCUUGCGUCUUCAGGAUGUGUGUGCCACAUGGGCUUAUAAGACACUGUAUUUUGCAGUAGCAAAAUUAAAUUAUAAUAUAUAUAUAAUGUUUUACUGUUUUGUUAAAUGCACUUUAAAUAAAUUUGAAAGGGCAUAGACCUGUGCAAAAUAUACUGUAAACCUCAUUAGAAUUUAGCAGUAUGAAACUUAAUUAGAAACUUUUCUUCCCAACGAUGUGUGUUGUAAGGAGUUAACUGUGCAUCGUUUAGUUUAAUAAACUGUCGUUAAAUAUUAACCUCCUUAUAACACAUUUCACAAGAAAAGUUUCACAUUGAAUGACCUUGCCUGAUUGUAAUGAGGUUUAUGGUAGCCUUUCCCACCCACAAAUCUGUGCUCCUUUGCCAACAUAAAUGUCACACUCAGUGUGUUUCUGUGUAUUUAUGUGCACAAUUCAUUUGUUUCAGAGAAAGUGUUAGUUUCUAUCCUUCUCCUACAUUAAUUAUCCCAAACGGACAGCCAAUUGAGCCAACAACAGCAACCAGUGCAUUAAGUCAAUAGCCAGUGACAUGUUGAUAUGACAGAGUUCCCUCAGUUGAUUGGCUGACGUUGAAUCCCCAGCCAGUCAUUUGUUUAGUUGUUUAGUCACUAUGAUCAUGCCAAUGUUUGCCUUGCUGUCAGUGCCAGCACAUGUUCCUAAUUUUUCUAUGUCUCCAGGGCAGGCAUUCCAGCAGGCUCUGUCUGUCUGUAGUGUACACACACAUACACACACACGCUCUCUCUCGCGCUCUCGCUCUCUCGCUCUCUUAUCUCAUGUUUUUGUCAUGAGGCUGCAUCACAGACUCCAUUAGCUAGAUAAAUCUGCAGCACUGUGCGCACACACACACCCCUUAGAUCAUUAGUGCUGUUUGGGCUGGGUUGAUCUGACUCUUAAGUUGCGUAAGCCAUGAAGGGUCCCUGUUGUAUCUCUCCCAUGGUGAUGGUGUUUGUGCGGGCAGCAGCUCCAGUACAGGUCCACAGUCCACACAGCCAUACAACAGAGUGAGUCUAAUGCCAUUAAACUCAGUCAAUGGAGGAAAGGGAUUGGGCAUGCAUUGUUAAUUUUUUAUUAUUUGAUGAAUGUUAUGAACCAAGUUUCAAUUGAUUUCUAUAAUUGACUGAGUUGAAAUGGAGUUGGCCUGAACCCUGCCACUACCAUGUACCAUGUGUGUGUCUGUCUAUGUGCCUCUCCCUCUCUAUUUCCUCCCUUUCCCGCUUUCUUAUUUGCUCUCUUUCUCCCUCAUCUUCCUUUCUCUCAUUUCCCCUUCCUUCUCUUUUCUCCUUCUACAUCUCUCUCCUUCCCUCCCCCCUCCCUCUCUCCCUCCCUCUCUCCUCCAGUUGUUUAAGGAGGAGCUAACUCAGGUGAAGGAAGGCAUGAAGCACAUCAAUGACCUGGCUCAUGAGCUGGCCAUUUCUGACGUCCAUUUAUCCAUGGACAACGGCCGAUCCCUGGAGCACCUCAACAGCCGCUGGAAACUACUGCUGGUAACUGGACCUGAACCUCCGCACAACCUCUCCACAACCACCUCCCUCAACCUCCCCAUAACCUUGCCACAAACUCCCCACAACCACCUCCCUCAACCUCCCCAUAACCUUCCCACCACCACCUUCCGUCCAUACAACACAACCGUCCAUACAACCAUCUUCCGUCGCUCGUAACGUGUUAUAUGAUUGACUUCACUUCACAUCUGUGGUCAUUGCACAACCUCAACCUUCCCACAACAUCUCUUCAACCUCCACACAACCACUCCUCCUUUAAUAACCUGAUCUUCCAUGGCUCUCUUCAUCUGUGGUCAUCUCAAAUGGGAACAUGUGGGUCUGAGCAAGUGGGAUGUCAUUAAUGUUUGUAGAAAUUAAUGUACGUAAAUGUUAAGUUGUCUAUUGUCUUUGUCUAUGUAUGCUUUUGUAUUGGAAGAAAAAUACAGUCUUACAAAAAAAGAAAUGCUUACUAGCAAGCUCUCCUCAAUAGUGCAGUACAAAUAUCAAUAUCAAAAUCAUCAAAAAUCAAAUACCAUCUGACCGAGUUUCUGACCGAGUUUCUUCCAGUAUGGCUCAGUAGUAUAGUGAGAGGCUACAACAGUGUGUGGUUUAGGCUUAGCUGGAGCUUUGCCUUGGCCUCUCUUGUGAGUGCAUCAUUUUAGACAGGCUGCAACAAAUGAUGCCUUUUGUCUCCAGAGUGAAACCUAUUGGAUUGUUCUGAGGGGAAAGUGGUGAGGAUGCCAGGAAUCAGCAAAUAAGGCAAGGGCUCUGAUAAGAAAAGAAGGCUUUUCUCUCUCUCUCUCUCUCUCUCUCUCUCUCUCUCUCUCUCUCUCUCUCUCUCUCUCUCCAUCUCUCUCUCUCUCUCUAUCUCGCUCUCUCUCCAUCUCUCUCUCUCUCUCUCUCCCCAUCUCUCUCUCUCUCGCUCUCUAUCUCUCUCUCUCUCUCUCUCUCUCUCUCUCUCUCUCUCUCUCUCUCUCUCUCUCUCUCUCUCUCUCUCUCUCUCUCUUUCUCCUUUCUCUUACUCUCUCUCUCAAUUCAAUAAUUACAUUCAGUGAUUAGUCUGUCUUCCAUUGCCAAAGUAAAAACACAGCAACACAUUGAAUGCUCCCCCUCGCUCUCUCUCCCUCUCUCUCUCCUCCUCCCCUCAUUCUCCUGUUGACUAAUGUGAUGCUAAAUGCUAAAUCCCUGUCAUUUGAAUAACAUUGUAUGCUGCUGCUGCUCUCUCUACUGUGACACAGAUGUUAUGCAUUUUUUUUAAGGCUGAUUCUCUAAUAUUUUUGGUCUUGAAUAAUUUAGUAAUUCUGCUGUGGGUGAGAGAACCUCCGUUAGUCUAGUAGUACGCUGCAGAGUUGGCACUGACAUCUCUGUGCAGCAUUCAAACUGCUCCAAAUUAGUCUGAAGCAAUCUGUGUAGGCUUGAGUGCAUCCUGUAUAUUCAUUUGGGCGAGUCAGUGUGCACAGCCGUGUGUACGUUGAGCAAUGGUAAUGUUUUCCUCUCCAUAACGCUAACUUCUCAUCUCAGCUCGUUGGGCUUGCUUGUCCUUGAAGUGCCUCGGGAUAACUGUGCCUUGUUCUCUUACUCUCUCUCACUCUCUUUCUCAGUGUGAUUGGCAGGGCCGGCUCCAGGCAUAAGAGACAUAAGCGGUUGCUUAGGGCCCCCAGCACUAAGGGGCCCCCGACCCCAAAAAACUAUAUAUACAGUGGCUUGCGAAAGUAUUCACCCCCCUUGGCACUUUUCCUAUUUUGUUGCCUUACAACCUGGAAUUAAAAUAGAUUUUUUGGGGGGUUGUAUAAUUUGAUUUACACAACAUGCCUACCACUUUGAAGAUGCAAAAUAUGUUUUCAUGUGAAACAAACAAGAAAUAAGACAAAAAAACAGAAAACUUGAGCGUGCAUAACUAUUCACCCCCUCAAAGUCAAUACUUUGUAGAGCCACCUUUUGCAGCAAUUACAGCUGCAAGUCUCUUGGGGUAUGUCUCUAUAAGCUUGGCACAUCUAGCCACUGGGAUUUUUGCCCAUUCUUCAAGGCAAAACUGCGCCAGCUCCUUCAAGUUGGAUGGGUUCCGCUGGUGUACAGAAAUCUUUAAGUCAUACCACAGAUUCUCAAUUGGAUUGAGGUCUGGGCUUUGACUAGGCCAUUCCAAGACAUUUAAAUGUUUCCCCUUAAACCACUCGUGUGUUGCUUUAGCAGUAUGCUUAGGGUCAUUGUCCUGCUGGAAGGUGAACCUCCGUCCCAGUCUCAAAUCUCUGGAAGACUGAAACAGGUUUCCCUCAAGAAUUUCCCUGUAUUUAGCGCCAUCCAUCAUUCCUUCAAUUCUGACCAGUUUCCCAGUCCCUGCCGAUUAAAAACAUCCCCACAGCAUGAUGCUGCCACCACCAUGCUUCACUGUGGAGAUGGUGUUCUCGGGGUGAUGAGAGGUGUUGGGUUUGCGCCAGACAUAGCGUUUUCCUUGAUGUCCAAAAAGCUAAAUUUUAGUCUCAUCUGACCAGAGUACCUUCUUCCAUAUGUUUGGGGAGUCUCCCACAUGCCUUUUGGCGAACACUAAACGUGUCUAGAUUAUUUUGUUCUUUAAGCAAUGGCUUUUUUCUGGCCACUCUUCCGUAAAGCCCAGCUCUGUGGAGUGUAUGGCUUAAAGUGGUCCUAUGGACAGAUACUCCAAUCUCCGCUGUGGAGCUUUGCAGCUCCUUCAGGGUUAUCUGUGGUCCUCUGUAGCUCAAUUGGUAGAGCAUGGCGCUUGUAACGCCAGGGUAGUGUGUUCGAUCCCCGGGACCACCCAUAUGUAAAAUGUAUGCGCACAUGACUGUAAGUCGCUUUGGAUAAAAGCGUCUGCUAAAUGGCAUUAUAUUAUUAUUAUUUAUCUUUGGUCUCUUUGUUGCCUCUCUGAUUAAUGCCCUCCUUGCCUGGUCCGUGAGUUUUGGUGGGCGGCCCUCUCUUGGCAGGUUUGUUGUGGUGCCAUAUUCUUUCCAUUUUUUAAUAAUGGAUUUAAUGGUGCUCCGUGGGAUGUUCAAAGUUUCUGAUAUUUUUUUUAUAACCCAACCCUAAUCUGUACUUCUCCACAACUUUGUCCCUGACCUGUUUGGAGAGCUCCUUGAUCUUCAUGGUGCCGCUUGCUUGGUGUUGCCCCUUGCUUAGUGGUGUUGCAGACUCUGGGGCCUUUCAGAACCGGUGUGUAUAUAUACUGAGAUCAUGUGACACUUAGAUUGCACACAGGUGGACUUUAUUUAACUAAUUAUGUAAGGUAAUUGGUUGCACCAGAUCUUAUUUAGGGGCGUCAUAGCAAAGGGGGUGAAUGCAUAUGCACGCACCACUUUUCCGUUAUUUAUUAUUUUGAAUUUUUUGAAACAAGUUAUUUUUUUCAUUUCAAUUCACCAAUUUGGACUAUUUUGUGUAUGUCCAUUACAUGAAAUCCAAAUAAAAAUCCAUUUAAAUUACAGGUUGUAAUGCAACAAAAUAGGAAAAACGCCAAGGGGGAUGAAUACUUUUGCAAGGCACUGUAUGCAGCACCAGUCAAAAGUUGGGACACACCUACUAAUUCAAGGGUUUUUCUUUAUUUUUACUAUUUUCUACAUUGUAGAAUAAUAGUGAAGACAUCAAAACUAUGAAAUAACACAUAUGGAAUCAUAUAGUAACCAAAAAUGUGUUAAACAAAUCAAAAUAUAUUUUAGAUUCUUCAAAGUAGCCACCCUUUGCCUUGGUGACAGCUUUGCACACUCUUGGCAUUCUCUGAACCAGAUUCACCUGGAAUGCUUUUCAAACAGUCUUGAAGGAGUUCCCACAUAUGCUGAGCACUUGUUGGCUGCUUUUCCUUCACUCAUCCCAAACCAUCUCAAUUGGGUUGGGGUCAGGAGAUUGUGGAGUCCAGGUCAUCUGAUGCAGCACUCCAUCACUCUCCUUCUUGGUCAAAUAGCUUACACAGCCUGGAGAUGUGUUGGGUCAUUGCCCUGUUGAAAAACAAAUGAUAGUCCCAACUAAGCGCAAACCAGAUGGGAUGGCGUAUCGCUGCAGAAUGCUGUGGUAGCCAUGCUGGUUAAGUGUGCCUUGAAUUCUAAAUAAAUCACCAACAGUGUCACCAGCAAAGCACCAUCACACCACCACCUCCUCCUCCAUGCUUCACGGUGGGAACCAUACAUGUGGAGAUCAUCCGUUCACCUACUCUGCGUCUCACAAAGACAUGGCGGUUGGAACCAAAAAUCUCACAUUUGGACUCAUCAGACCAAAGGACAGAUUUCCACCGGUCUAAUGUCCAUUGCUCGUGUUUCUUGGCCCAAGCAAGUCUCUUCUUCUUAUUGGUGUCCUUUAGUAGUGGUUUCUUUGCAGCAAUUCGACCAUGAAGGCCUGAUUCACUCAGUCUUCUAUGAACAGUUGAUGUUGAGAUGUGAAGCAUUUAUUUGGGCUGCAAUCUGAGGUGCAGUUAACUCUAAUGAAUGUAUCCUCUGCAGCAGAGGUAAUUCUGGGUCUUCCUUUCCUGUGGCGGUCCUCAUGAAAGCCAGUUUCAUCAUAGCGCUCGAUGGUUUUUGCGACUGCACUUGAAGAAACUUUCAAAGUUCUUGAUUUCAGGAGUACGCUACCUGCCCGAAUGCAUAGUGCCAACUGUAAAGUUUGGUGGAGGAGGAAUAGUGGUCUGGGGUUGUUUUUUAUGGUUCGGGCUAGGCCCCUUAGUUCCAGUGAAGGGAAAUAUUUACGCUACAGCAUACAAUGACAUUCUAGACUAUUCUGUGCUUCCAACUUUGUAGCAACAAUUUGGGGAAGGCCCUUUGCUGUUUCGGCAUGACAAUGCCCCCAUGCACAAAGCGAGGUCCAUACAGAAAUGUUUUGUCGAGAUCAGUGUGGAAGAACUUGACUGGCCUGCACAGAGCCCUGACCUCAACCCCAUCAAUCACCUUUGGGAUGAGUUGCAACGGCGACUGCAAUUCAUCCCCGCAGCAAUGUUCCAACAUAUGUGGUCCUCUGUAGCUCAGCUGGUAGAGCACGGCGCUUGUAACGCCAAGGUAGUGGGUUCGAACCCCGGGACCACCCAUACACAAAAAAAAAAAAUAUGUAUGCACGCAUGACUGUAAGUCGCUUUGGAUAAAAGCGUCUGCUAAAUUGCAUAUUAUUUAUAUAUUAUCUAGUGGAAAGCAUACCGAGAAGAGUGGAGGCUGUUAUAGCAGCAAAGGGGGGACCAACUCCAUAUUAAUGCCCAUGAUUUUGGAAUGAGAUGUUCGACAAGCAGGUGUCCACAUACUUUUGGUCAUGUAGUGUAUAAAUACACUGAGUGUACAAAACCUUAGGAACACCUGCUCUUUCCAUGACAUAGACUGACCAGGUGAAUCCAGGUGAAAGCUAUGAUCCCUUAUUGAAGAGACUGGUUAAAGAAGGAUUUUUAAGCCUUGAGACAAUUUAGACAUGGAUUGUGUAUGUGUGCCAUUCAGAGGGUGAAUGGGCAAGACAAAAGAUUAAAAUGCCUUUGAAUGGGGUAUGGUAGUAGGUGCCAGGCUCACCGGUUUGAGUGUGUCAAGAAAUACAAUGCUGCUGGGUUUUUCACGCUCAACAGUUUCCCAUGUGUAUCAAAAUGUCCACCACCCAAAGGACAUCCAGCCAUCUUGACACAACAUGGGCCAGCAUCCCUGUGGAACGCUUUCGACACGUUGUAGAGUCCACCCCCCGACGAAUUGAGGCUGUUCUGAUGGCAAAAGGGGAUGCAAUUCAUUAUUAGGAAGGUGAUCCUAAUGUUUUGUACAUUCCGUGUGUAUAAAACAUUUUUUAGGAACUCAGUCGGGGUCUCAACUUACUGUUGAGAGUUAGAAUAGUAGAAUAAACAAGGUGCAAUUUUUUAAUUUGACGGUGCAUCAGCAGUUUUUCUCUUGUUAUGUCAGUCACAGAUAGUCACUCAGUUAGCAUGUCAGCUAACAAUUUUUAGAUUGGUAAGUUAGUCUAGCCAGCUAUCAAAAUUUGUCACGCAGGGCAGGUGUCCAGGGGGCCCCCAUUGAUUUUGUUAGUCACUCUCACUCAGAUACAGAUUAACAUGACACGUCUUGGCAAAAUGUGUAGAAUUGUAGCUUUAAAAUGUUCAUUUUUCUCUCCGCCGUCAAGAGGGGGAUCACUAAAAUGUUUUGCCCGCGAGGUAGGGGAGCCCCCCCAACCAAAUCUCGCUUAGGGCCCCCAAAAGGCCUGGGCUGGCCCUAGUGAGUGGAUUUAGCACCCUUUGUUUGUGGCGCUGUUUCGACAUCCUCUGACAAUGAUUUACACGGUGAAUCGAACACCUUGUAAAUAAACCAGGAUUAGUCCUCAACAAAUCCGUUUUGGGACAGCCACAUCGAGAAAAACACACCGUACAGAGACAAUAAAUGGCACAACUUAUUUUCAUGAACUCAAAUCCCUCUCGCUUGUUGACACACACUUCCACCCCCAAACCUCUAUUCCGAUACACAUAGCUUACUGUGAAAUGACUGUCCUCAUUUGAAAAGAGCCGAACAGAGCAGAGUAGAUUCAGUGUCUUCUUUCCCUACUCAACGCUCUUCAAAGGGCUAUGGCAAGGUGGCAGGGGAGGUGCGUCAAUGUAAAAAAAAAAAAUCCAUAGCACUAUCUAAUUGCCAAAUGAAGGAUGAGGAGAAGAGGAGGGAGGGAGGUGUUUGUGUGUGUUCGUAGCAGGAAUGAGAUGAGAUAAAGACAGUUCCGUGAUUCUUUUGAUCAAAUCAAAUUUCGCCCGUGCUGUGUUUGUGUGUGUGUAUAAUGUAAUGUAAAUGUAAAUGUGUGUGCGUUUGUGUGUAUAAUUCAAUGUCAUGUAAAUGUGUGUAUGUGUGUGUGUAAUGUAAUGUAAAUGUAUGUGUGUCUCCUCGCAGGGCUCCAUUGAAGAGCGUCUGAAGCAGCUGCAGGAUGCCCACAGAGACUUUGGCCCUGGAUCCCAGCACUUCCUCUCCAGUAAGGGCUCCUCCACAUUCAUUAGAAGUUGGCGCCGAGUGCCGUGACGCUCUGUGCAAUGCUGUGCCACGUUGUGCUAUGCCUGUAUAGGGGCUGGGGGGAGGAGGGGGUGGGAUGUUGAAAAGGUGGAUGGGUGGCGGGGUGUUUUAUAUGGGGGAAGGGGAUUAGAACAUGGUUGGUCACAGUGUGAGGCUGUGUGUGUGACUGUGGUGUCUGGGUCGAGGGAAGAGGGAAGAGGGGGCAGGCUUUGUACCUUGAUCCCCCACUGAGUCACAGCAGCAGUAGUGUGUGUCUGUGCUCAUUCAUGUGUGUGUGUUUGCUGCUCUGUGAUGAUGGUGGUAGUAAAAGGGAACCCCUACUGUCCUCAGUCCCCCCAUCCAGCUCUGCUGUGUCAGCACUGUCAUGCUUCUGGGGCUGAUCUCUUUCUCCCCGCCAGGAAUAUGUGUGUGUGUGUGUGUGUGUGUGUGUGUGUGUGUGUCUGUGGUGUUUAGCUGUCUCACUGUGUUCAUUGUGACAGAGUCCUUGUGUGCGUGUCUCCCUUCACCUCCCAGCCUUUCCAGUCUAGCCUAUUCCAGUCCCAGGUAGCUUAGCCCCUGUAGCUUACUGCUAAAAUGCUACGUUGAACGGGUCUUGUCAAUAUGCCUCCUCCAUCACCCAUAUUCCAUUAGCCUUUGCAAACAACCUAAUCCUCUUUUAGACUGGACACAAAAGGCUGCUUUUCCCUUCAUUCAGCUUUAGCACACCUAUUAUGUGAUGCAGCUCCCCCUCUGUGGUGCCUGAAUGUUCACAGAUGGUCUGGAUUGACGUGGUUCAUGUCCUAAAUGGCACCCUAUUCCUUAUUUAGUGCACUAUACCCAUAGGGCCCUGGUCAAAAGUAGUCCACUAAAUGCACUAAAUAGGGAAUAUGGUGCCAUUCGGGAUGUGACCAUGGUCAGUGGUUAUGUGCAAAUGGCUUUUCAUGCUUGAUGUGCCUUAGCAAUUGAUUUUCCCCUCACUUACAGGUUCAGUGCAAAUACCCUGGGAACGCGCCAUCUCUCCAAACAAAGUACCCUACUACAUCAAGUAAGUCCAACUGGGUGUGUGUGAGGGGGGAGACGGUGUGUGUGUGUGUGUGUAGUACAUAAAGUCCAACUGGGGGACAUGAGUGCAGACAGUCUAAAAGUGUGUGAGGGAAAAAAGGUUGUUGAAAAAAGACAUUCACUUUGCUUGAGAUGGCAGUAUUGAGUUACCUGGAGAGAACACAUUCAUACUAAGGUAUCCCUAGGAGAACAGUAUCGAGCUAAGCCCCUUCCCUAACCACUUAUUUACUUCAUCAAUACUCCAUCCUCCCUGGUUGGGCUGUGUUUAGCUUUCAGCUCUGAGGUGUGUGGGGUGUUGUCGGUGUGUGUGUGUGUGUACAGUGUGUGUGUGUGUGUGUCCUGUGCGUGUAAGUGUGUUUAAUCAGCGUAUCUCUUUUACAAAUGGGUGAAUGGGCCCUGUUUGGCCCCUCUGCUGCCCCCGUUUGCCCCCCCGUAGCUCCCCCUGCUGCCUGAUAAUUAGUUAUGGGCUGUGUAACUGUGCCACUGGAGGGGAAUAUCUGACGGGCCCUCUGUCGGGCACCUAAUCGAUCCAACAGUCUCACACAGGUAAUAACGAGCGUUGGAGUGAAGUGGCCCCGGGGUCCUGGCAAACUUUCUGCUCGGGGCUUGCUCAUUUAUUUAACUGUGCUCGUCAUUUAUUUAUUGCCUAUCUUUUUCCCCCUGAUAUAUUUUCCUUUUCCUGCGCUGCCCCUUUUAGCAGUUGCUGGCAGGGAUUGGGGUUCGAGUGCUAGGAUAGGUUGUCUGUUUAAUGAAGUCUAGAGACAGUAGCAGCUCUCUGUGUGAAGCCACUUACACGGUUGCCGUAGCUCCGUCAGAGCAGUAGGGUGAAGCAGUAGUAGCAGCUGGUACACAGUGAAGGGUGAGGAGUGAUCGUAGUGGAACAUUGGUCCUACUGCCUUGUUGUUGCUACGUGUCUGAGCUUUACAGGUUCAUAAACUCAUAGUUGGAAACAACUCUGUCUACUUUCUCCCUUGUUACACGGUCCUUCUCUGCUCUCUCCUCUAUUUCUCUACCUGUCUCUCUAUUCCUCCUCCUCUCUACACUCUCCUCUGCUCUGUCCCCCUCCCUCUCUCUAAAUGUUUUCUUCUUUCUCUUUGCUCUGUUUCUUUUUUCUCUUCUUUAACUACUUGACUCUUUCCUCCUGUAAAUUUGUCCUCCUUUGCUCUCCCCUCUCCCCCUCUCCCUUCCUCCUCUCCCUUCCUCCUCUCCCUCAGCCAUCAAGGCCAGACGACGUGCUGGGAUCAUCCAAAAAUGACAGAGCUGUACCAGGCACUGGGUAAGACAGAGACAAUUAAAGAGUUCCCCCUCUGAGCUUUUUCCACUUAGGCCCUUACCGGCCACCUCCGCAGGGCCUUCGCCACCGUCACCCCGAACCUCAUUGAGGCCCCAUAUUUCAGACACCCCCGAGAUGGACGACACUGGUCUACUUAACCUGCGGGACCGAUUGGCCGGCUCUGUGAUUAGCUAUUUCCUGCAUUUAAAUUAAUUGUGAUUUAAAUGGCAUCGGGUUCCUUUUAUUAAUGGGAUCUGACAAGGGGAUUGUCAACACACACACGUAGAGAUACUAUCAGGGAUGGAGGGAGCGCCAUUAUGUAGCAACAUGGCCCCUGCUAAUGACUCACUGAUGGGCUGAUAAAUGCAGGGAGAAUGAGGGCAGACGAGGGUGGUCUGUCUCAUCUGGAGGGAGAGAGGGAAAGAGAGUAGGAGAGGGAGAGAGAGGGAGAGAGAGGGAGAGAGAGGGGGAGAGAGGGGGAGAGUGAAAGGGAGAGUAAAAGGUAGUAGAGAGGGGGUUUGUAUUCUCUUUUGUCCUUGCCCUCUGAUCAUCUCUUUUUCAUUUUUUUCUCUCUCUCCCUCCCUCCCUCAUUAGCUGAUCUGAACAACAUUAAGUUCUCAGCGUACCGGACGGCCAUGAAGCUGCGGCGGGUGCAGAAGGCUCUGAGAUGUACGUAUUGUGUUUUAAAACCUCAUUCAACUCUUAUAUUCCGUAACUUGGGUGGGAAGCUGGAGCUCCAGAGCAGUGUGUGCAGGCUUUUGUUCCAGCCCAGCUAUAACACACCUAAUUCAACCAGAAAAGUUAUUUCAUUUUAGACCAUGAUUAGUGAAAUCAGGAGUUGACCAUUCCCUUCCUUAAGUCCUGGGGUAUAUCUGCCACCAAGGUCACCACUACCAAUCAAAGUCAUUGAUUAGCCUAGCGCUAACUUGCUAGCUACAACUCCUCAUCCAACCAGAUCCCCUUCUCUCCUUCAUUAGGUCUAAAUCAUUGCCAUGCAUGCUAAUUAAACUCAUUAAUUGGCCCAGUUAAGGUAAUUAGCCAAGGCCAUGUGGAUGAGUGAGGCAUAAAUGUGUGUGUGUACCCUCCAGGACCAAGCGUAGUGGCUUUAUCUUCCACUUUCCAGACCUCCCCCCUCUCCUCCUCUCCUCCUCUCCUCCAUCCCUCCCUCCCUCCUUCCCUGGCUCCACCUGACCCUGAGUCAGCCCUGAGGCCACGCUUCGCCAUGGUCAUCCGUUCACCCUCCUAUUGCUCUCUCUUCCUCUCUCCCUCUCUCUCUCUCCUUCUCUCUAUUUUCUCUCUCUAGCCUGCCUCAUCGUGUGCUGGUCUGCUAGUCCGUGUCGUUAGGAUAAUGAAUUGCCAGGCUACCAUAGUAACUACUGAGUUUCUCCGUCUCUCUCUCUGUCUCUGUCUCUCUCUCCCUCCCUCACUCUCUCUCGGUAUGGAUGAUUGAGGAAGGCUCUAUAAAAGCACAUCGAAAAUGUAUUCUAGUGUCUCCUCUCCUUUCCCAACCCUAACCCACUCCAGCCAUGUCCUCUCCUCUCCCAACCCUAACCCACUCCAGCCAUGUCCUCUCCUUUCCCAACCCUAACCCACUCCAGCCAUGUCCUCUCUUUCCCAACCCUAACCCACUCCAGCCAUGUCCUCUCCUUUCCCAACCCUAACCCACUCCAGCCAUGUCCUCUCCUCUCCCAACCCUAACCCACUCCAGCCAUGUCCUCUCCUUUCCCAACCCUAACCCACUCCAGCCAUGUCCUCUCCUUUCCCAACCCUAACCCACUCCAGCCAUGUCCUCUCCUUUCCCAACCCUAACCCACUCCAGCCAUGUCCUCUCCUUUCCCAACCCUAACCCACUCCAGCCAUGUCCUCUCCUUUCUCAACCCUAACCCACUCCAGCCAUGUCCUCUCCUCUGCCACCCCAUUAUCUCCAGUCCUCUGCCCAGCCUGGGAUGGCCAUUCAAAUUAGUUUAGAGGAGCAAAAUCACAUUUGGUUUGACGCUCUCACAAUCUGUCAGCGUUUAAGUGGGAGAAAAGGUGAAUAAGUGUUCUCUCCUUCAUGCUCCUGUCCCUGGUGGUCCGUCUGUGUGUGUGUGUGUGUGUGUGUGUGUGUGUGUGUGUGCACCCAUCCAGUGGACCUGCUGACGCUGGUGAGUGUGGUGGACGUGUUCAGGGAGCAGGAUCUGCAGCAUGGGGAACAUGUGAUGGACGUGGUGGAGAUGAUCCAUGCCCUGACCGGCCUGUACGAGAGACUGGAGGAGGAGAGGAGGGCCAUCGUGGUCAACAUCCCUCUCUGUGUGGACAUGUGUCUCAACUGGCUGCUCAAUGUCUACGACAGGUACUACUUACCACUGACCUUUAACCUUGACCCUUGACCCUGAACCUUACAUGACAUCAACCAGGCCAGGUCAUGUGUUGUAACUGGCUGCUCAGUGCAUCAAUGUCUGACAGGUACUUGAUACCACAUUACUUCACUUGGUCUUAUAUUACCUUUAAGGGGUUGGAAAUAUAAAAUAAACACUAAUUAGCCAGUAAGAUUAAGAUUACGUCUGCAUACAACACGUCUACUUUCACAAAGGUUAUUUAGACAGUUUCAGUCAAGAACCUUUUUCAUGACCUUGAGUUAAGCAUUAAUUUGUGUUCAGAUAUACAGUUUAAUCUUCAUCUAAUUAGUGACUGUUCAUUCCACUUGUGUUGUUAGCUACUUGUACGUGCCACUUUGAGCUAUUAUGUUCUAAUUAACCAAAUAACUCUGUGUUUGUCAUCGGUUUCAUAUGCAGCACUGUUCUAUGUGUGUCACUCGAAACCCCUGCAGUUAACAUUACUGCCAAUAUAAUCUCUCACAUAUCCUUGGCCAAAUUCACCGUCUUCCCACGAUCAAGGUCCAUCACUCUCUGCUAGUCCAAUGCUAUGAUUGGCCGAGAGCCCUCUCAGAGUGGCGUCUCAUUGGUGAAGUAGGCUCUGUGCCUGGGAGGCUGUGUCGUGAGUAGGAUCACAGAGAGGCUGUAGCUCAAUCAAGCGGGCAGGUGUCCAAUCAGGGCCACUGAGACCCAGCAGAAAGCCUUCACUGUUUGAUUCUGAUUGCCCCGACCCCGUCUCUCUCUGCCAACUGCCAAGCCCUCCGCAGACAAUCUGAGAGGCACAAUUCCCGGUGAACAUUAAAAAAAGAGGGGGGAAUAAACAGCCAAUUUUUUUUCUAAACACUAUACAUUUGUUUUACGGCCCUUAACUACCUGCUGCUAAUGAGUGGAAAUCAGCAUUUUACCCUUUACAUGCAUUCCCUGUAAUUGCUUUUUUGUUUUCCGUUAAACGCCGGCUGUGAAUGCGAAUGAGCUGAGCAUGCAGUGGGAUCUGUAUGUGUGUGUGUGUGUGUGUGUGAAGUGUGAGCUGUGGGCUGUAAUCAUCAUGAGGUCUCCCCACAGACUGUUAGGGAGUGUUGUGUUCUCAGUAUUACUAAAGAGAAAAGCAGAUUUUUUCCCUCUCUUUUCUCUGGUUAUUUUUGGAGAGUGGGUUGGUUGGAGUGAUUUUGAGUCAGGAUAAAUGUGUGGGUAGGUCUCCCCCUGCAUCUCCCUUGGUCUGCCCCUGCCUCUCCCUAGGUCUCCCCUUGCCUCUCCCUAGGUCUCCCCUUGCCUCUCCCUAGGUCUCCCCCUGCCUCUCCCUAGGUCUCCCCUUGCCUCUCCCUAGGUCUGCCCCUGCUUCUCCCUAGGUCUCCCCCUGCUUCAUUUACAUUUUAGUCAUUUAGCAGACGCUCUUAUCCAGAGCGACUUACAGUUAGUGCAUACCAUUUUUCAUACUGGCCCCCCGUGGGAAUCGAACCCACAACCCUGGCGUUGCAAACGCCAUGCUCUACCAACUGAGCUACAUCCCUGCCGGCCAUUCCCUCCCCUACCCUGAACGACGCUGGGCCAAUUGUGCGCCACCCCAAGGGUCUCCCGGUCGCGGCCGGCUACGACAGAGCCUGGAUUCGAACCAGGAUCUCUAGUGGCACAGCUAGCACUGCGAUGCAGUGCCUUAGACCACUGCGCCACUCGGUCUCCCCCUGCCUCCCCCUACGUCUCCCUCUGCCUCCUCCUAGGUCUCCCCCUGCCUCCCCCUUGGUCUCCUGGGUACACUGUAACAGUGACUAUAAUGACAGGGAAUGGCAGUAAUGUUCUCUGUGACUCUAAUGUUCUCCUACUGACUCUGAUCUGCUGCUAAGCUCCACAUCCACUCUAAUAGCAGUACUGCCCUCCCACUAACUAUGCCUCUGUUCAGCCUCUGACUCUGUUCUCACACUGACUAAUGUUCUCACACAGACUCUAAUGUUCUCACACAGACUCUAAUGUUCUCACACUGACUAAUGUUCUCACACUGACUAAUGUUCUCACACUGACUAAUGUUCUCACACAGACUCUAAUGUUCUCACACAGACUCUAAUGUUCUCACACUGACUAAUGUUCUCACACUGACUAAUGUUCUCACACAGACUCUAAUGUUCUCACACUGACUAAUGUUCUCACACAGACUAAUGUUCUCACACUGACUAAUGUUCUCACACUGACUAAUGUUCUCACACUGACUAAUGUUCUCACACAGACUCUAAUGUUCCCCCAGUGACUUUAACAUCUCUUAUAUUCUCACAUAGACUCGCACUGCCUCUAAUGUACUCCCACUGCCUCUAAUGUACUCCCACUACCUCUAAUGUACUCCCACUGCCUCUAAUGGACUAUGCAGUCUCCUGACUCCUAUUUUGUCACACAUUAAAGGUAGUGCUUCUAUGUAACUAUCCAACUGUCAUUGACUCCCACUGCCUCUAAUGUUCUUUAAAUGACUGUAAUCCCCUCCUGACUCUGCUGUCAAGGCAGCAAAAGCAGCAAAGCUCCCAACUAAAGCCAGUAACAGCAGCCCUGUCCUUCCCCUCUCUCUGACUCUAGUGCCAGUGUCCCUGUGCCUCCCAGACACACAUAUAUAAUGUGACCCAUUUAAGUCAGGACACAGCUCUCCCAGUCCCAACCCAACUCUGUGGCCUUGCCAUUGGCCAGAGAACACUGUUUAUGGAUAUGUUCCUGCCUCUAAUCCCCUUGUUUUCGCAGUGUAAAGGCUUAGUUUAUGUGUCUGUUUGCUUAUGUAAAUGUGUUUGUUCUGGCAUAUUCUACUUUUCAUGUGCCCCUGAGUGUGUGCUUAUAUAGCUCUCUCUUUAUUUCUUUUUCUUUUUCUUUUUUCUUUCUUUCUUUCUUUCUUUCUUUCUUUCUUUCUUUCUUUCUUUCUUUCUUUCUUUCUUUCUUUCUUUCUUUCUUUCUUUCUUUCUUUCUUUCUUUCUUUCUUUCUUUCUUUCUUUCUUUCUUUCUUUCUUUCUUUCUUUCUUUCUCCUGCCCUGCUUUAUCCCUAGUGGUCGCAAUGGGAAGAUGCGUGUCCUCUCCUUCAAGACGGGACUGGUGAGCCUGUGCAAUGCGGAUGUUCAGGAGAAGUAUAAAUGUAAGUAUGAGACCCUCUCAUAUAGACACCACAGCCCUGCAGCCCCCUAACAAAGGGCCAAAACAAAACCAUCCUGAUUGCAAGCAUUACAUAAAGACAACCACUUAGCCUAAUGGAGAGAAUUACUCUGCUGCACAAUCAUGGAGAAAGGCUCUCUCUCUCUUUAUUUCUACAAAGUACAUCGGGCUUUUAGGCAGAGAUGAAUACACUAUGGUAGAGAGAACACACACACACCACUCAGCUCUCUCUCUCUGGGCUCUGGCCCCUCUGGCUUCCCUUUUCGAUGUUCAAUUAUGCGCUAAUAUUUCACUGGUGCCCAGCUCAGGGAAAGUAAAACCAUUUUACAGCAUCUUAACCUGAUUUUACGACACAGCCUUGUAAAUAUGUAGAGAAGGGGGAGAGGAGAGAGAAUGAGCUCAUCGGUAUGAGAUUUUAGACAGCCCCAGCGGGUCAGGGCAGGCCCACUGUCAGUUGGCACACCAUCUGUGACAGCUUGUAAAAAUUGAAUGGCAACAGAUUUUGAGUCUUUUUUUAUGGCAGACGAAGCACAGAAGGCCUGAUCCUGGAGGAUUGUGUGGUGGUAGUUGUGGUGGGGGUUGGGGGCAGUGAUGCCAGCCAUGCCAAUUUGUCCCAGUGAUUGAUCACACAUUUUUUCUCCUCAGCUCAGGGGAGAGAUGACCCCUGAUUAUGCUAGUAAACAAGGGGGCGCAUCUGGUGGCAGUGAGUGAGUGAACGUGGUGGUGUGGCAGACAGUGUGUGUGUGUGUGUGUGUGAUUUUGUGCUUGCUUGCGUGUGUGUGUGCUUGUCUUCUGCUCCCCCCAGAGUCUGAGCCAUGUGCAGGGGACAGGCAGGCAGGCUGGCUGUCAGGGUUCUGGCUGGGGCUGGUGCUAUUUAUACUGGCAUUGUGCAGCACCUUCAAACACCUGUCAGUAUCCAUCUCCACAGUGACAGGCGGAAUCAUGACUCACAGAUGAAGGCCACUUUCAGAGCCUGACGAGGUAGCAAGCGCUAAUGCAGCCCUUUUGUCUGCAAUUAGAUCAGCACGGCUGCCCUUCCUCUCUCUCUCUCUCUCUCUCUCUCUCUCUCUCUCUCUCUCUCUCUCUCUCUCUCUCUCUCUCUCUCCCUCUCUCUCUCUCUCUCUCUCUCUCUCUCUUUUUCCAUUUUUGAAUUUUAAAUUAAAAUCACUUCCUAAAUUGACUGCCUUCAAAAUCGAAUUGACCCCAGCUCUGGUAAACAUAAUCUGGAACACAUCUUCACAUAUAGAAGUGAAUAGAUUCGCAUACACACUUAUAGAAGUGAAUAGAUUUGCAUAGACACAUAUAGAAGUGAACAGAUUCACAUCCACACAUUCACACAGGUAUACAGAUACACUGCAUAAACAAUCUUGUGUACGAACUCACAAACACACACACGUUUUAUUAACCCUCUAUGUUUUAUCAGACCUGUUCAGGCAGGUGUCUGGUCCAGGGGGUCUGACAGACCAGCGUCACCUCAGUAUGCUGCUCUAUGAAGCCAUCCAGAUCCCGCGACAGCUGGGAGAGGUGGCCGCCUUCGGAGGGAGCAAUGUGGAGCCCAGUGUACGCAGCUGCUUCCGCAUGGUGAGACCACACACACAGACUGACACACGCGCGCAAAUACAAACACGCAGGCACGCAUGCACACACACACUCCUUAUAACCUCACCAUACACUGGUUAAGGAUACUAUGGUAACACAGGCUAUGAAUUACCUCAAUUCCAUUUAGUUCAAUUCCAUACAUUUUAAUUAAUUCCUUCAGGGGAAAGAGCACAAUUAGAUACAUUACAUGACCAAAAGUAUGUGGACACGUGCUGAACAUCUCAUUCCAAAAUCAUGGGCAUUAAUAUGGAGUUGGUCCCCCCUUUGCUGCUAUAACAGCCUCCACUCUUCUGGGAAGGCUUUCCACCAGAUGUUGGAACAUUGCUGUGGGGACUUGCUUCCAUUCAGCCACAAGCAUUAGUGAGGUCGGGCACUGAUGUUGGGCGAUUAGGCCUGGCUUGCAGACGGCGUUCCAAUUCAUCCCAAAUGUGUUCGAUGGGGUUGAGGUCAGGGCUCUGUGCAGGCCAGUCAAGUUCUUCCACACCUAUUUCGACAAACCAUUUCUGUAUGGACCUCGCUUUGUGCAUGGGGGCAUUGUCAUGCUGAAACAGGAAAGGGCCUUCCACAAACUGUUGCCUACAAUGAUGAAUAAGAUACUAAUGAUAUAGGCCUAUAUAAGAAAUAUAACAAUUGAGAUGUACAAACUAUGGCAUAAGGGAACGAUGAGCGGAUAAGAGGCAAGCCGUAAUUUCGAUUAAGACAUAAAUGACAAAGUAGUCGAUAUAACUAUUUGUUCAGUACUUUUGAAAUGUACAGUGACAGAAUUCAGAACAUGGGCCGUUCUUACAGUAUUCUCCCAGUACACCAAGUCAGAACCGUAGGAUAAAUAAAGGGGACAUAUAAACAGACAAUGAAAGCUUACGAUAUUCAAUGAUGACAUUUCUCUAAAACAGGCCAUAGGCCUCCCGAGUGGCGCAGUGGUCUAAGGCACUGCAUCGCAGUGCUAGCUGUGCCAUCCUGGUUCAAAUCCAGGCUCUGCUGUAGCCGGCCGCAACCGGGAGACCAAUGGGGCGGCGCACAAUUGGCCCAGGGUAGGGGAGGGAAUGGCAGGCAGGGAGGUAGCUCAGUUGAUAGAGCAUGGCGUUUGCAACGCCAGGGUUGUGGGUUCGAUUCCCACGUGGGGCCAGUAUGAAAAUAAUAAUGUAUGCACUAACUGUAAGUCGCUCUGGAUAAGAGCGUCUGCUAAAUGACGAAAAUGUAAUGUGCCCCACCAAGUCAGAACAGUAGGUUAAGUUCUGAGUGGGAGAGAGACCAAAUUCUUAAGGUAAGACACAUGGGCUACUAACAGCAUACUACACCACAUACACUUAGUAUUACUUUUUUUAGCUACUGAAUACAUAUCUCCCUGGCAGAAAUAUUGCAUCAUUUAUGCAGCAGUAUACAAGACAUACAGUAUUUUUGGACCGUUGUUGUGCUGUGUUCACUUGAACAUCGCGCGGCGGUCCUUCUUGUGGGCAAACUUUGUCAUCAAAGUCUGGCAUUCUCUGGAUUUAUGGUGCUUUCAAUACAACUGGGAACUCUGAAAAAAACAAGGUUGAAUCAUGACAUCAGUGCUCUUCAGGUCGGAGCUCUAGAAAGAGUUCCCAGUUGUCUUGAACGUACUGAAGUCUGCGAUUUCCCAGUUCCGAGUUUCCAGUUGUUUUGAACGCGGCAGAAAUCAUGCUGGAUUUACAGCAUGGACAAUGUAUUCAACCUUUUCUGCCCCAUGGUGUUGCGUGUAAAUGUUUAUCCUUUUAAGCUUGGAAAAGAGACCCUUUCAGACAGAUGUUUUAAAUCCUUAAACCCAGACUUGGACCACACACCGUCUCUACCGAAUAGCAGGCAGAGGAAGCAGUGAUUGCUUUGGGACGCUGCAGUUAUCCUUUGAUUCCUUCCAAACCACUCAUUGUUGAAUUUGCGAUUUCCGACUUGUUGUGUAAUGUUUAUGGCCAAUGGCCAAUGAGCACAGAUAUGUUUUAUCUAUAAUUUAUCUUCAUAUGACAAGGAUUGAAAAGGAUUUGCCAGUAGAUUGUCAACGUGACUCAUGAUUCGUAGGGCGGCAGGUAGUUUAGUGGUUAAGAACGUUGGGCCAGUAACCGAAAGGUCGCUGGUUCUAAUCCCCGACUAGGUGAAAAAUCUGUCGAUGUGCUCUUGAGAAAGGCACUUAACCCUAAUUGCUCCUGUAAGUCGCUCUGGAUAAGAGCGUCUGCUAAAUGACUCAAAUGUAAUGAUGAUGACUGCUUGUAAGAUUUUGAAAGUAUGAUGUUGACAUUAUCAGUCCAAUCAAAGCUACGGUAUGUAUAAUGUGAUUUGACGUCAUUUUAUCUGUGGCCAAUGACCUUGAGCCUUCUUGGAUGGGCACUUCUAAUGUACUGUACAUCUAUGGCAGCACCCAAGGAGGCUUAUACUGCCUCCGUGUAGAUUCGGCGGUGACGUAGUGUCUCCAUGAGUGACAGAACACUGAGCCAAUCACAGCACAACUAGAGAAGAUUACCAACACCUACACUCUGUAUUUUUGCUGACUGCCCUUCCACCACAGAAAGCACUGAGCUAGGCUGAAACACCUGCAUUUUGGAGCUGCCUUACUCAAGAAAGAGACCAUGUUGGUAUGCGGCUUUAUUAACUCAAGAAUAUAUAUUUUUUUAUGUUGUUAAUGUUGCGAACUGAUAUGUGACAUAUUUUUGCUAAACAGUUUCGGCCCCGCCUGCACUGAAUGACGGGUCGCCACUGGCCCUAAGCCCUUUAUGGAGUGGCCACUUGCUGAUGUGUUUGAUAGUGUCAAUCACUUGAAUCCACCACUUUUUGGGGCAAAAUGACAAUUGAGACGAUCAGAGCGCACUUGUAUCCCAACUGCAACUUGUCAAUAUUCCAAAAACCUUUCCUGAGCAUCUUGUGUUCCCCUGCGAUUCCCUAUGAAACACUGCCAGACAGACCCCUACUCUUGUAAUAGAUAAUGAGAAAGUUGUAAAAAACUAAACAGCACCGAAGCACACACGUCGCCACUCACCAGUCACUUGAUAAGCUGAUUGAGGCCUGGCUGCUCAAUGUGCCUGCUAGCUACUACUUGCUAGAUUCAUUGACAAACACAGUUGGAACUUAGCUAGCUAGCAGUGUGUAGCUUGUGCAUUAUUUACGAUAGUUUGACAGCUUGCAGAUGAUGAAGUUGUAGACAUGUUAUUGUUCUCAGAAAUCAGUCCUGAGCGAUGCACUAUCUAGUUUUUAUGCAAAUUCUUUUACUUGAAAAAUACUGCACCAAACACCUUAGCUACAGUAGAUGUAGAAUUGUGCGACUAAGACUUCCUCGGCAAAAAAAAAAAAAACGUGUCUAAAUUAACCUCUUAAGGAUCAGACCCUUUUUUUCAAUUUUCGCCUAAAAUGGCAUACCCAAAUCUAACUGCCUGUAGCUCAAGGCCUGAAGCAAGGUUAUGCAUAUUCUUGAUACCAUUUGAAAGGAAACACUUUGAAGCUUGUGGUAACGUGAAAUUGAUGUAGGAGAAUAUAACACAUUAGAUCUGGUAAAAGAUAAUACAAACAAAAAAAUGUGUUUUCUAUAAAACAUUUUGUUCCAUCUUUGAAAUGCAAGAGAAAGGCCACAAUAUAAUAUUGCAGUUUAGGCACAAUUUAGAAUUUAGCCACUAGAUGGCAUCAGUUUGUGUGCAAAGUUUCAGAUUGAUCCAGUGAAGCAUUGCAAUACUGGACUAUUUUGUAUCAAGUCUGCCCAAAUGUGCCGAAUUGGUAAAUUGAUACAUUUUCAAGUACAUAACUAUAGAGACCAUACAAAAAUGAUAUGGUAAUACAAAAUGUAAGUUUACACACUCCCAGGAAUGUCAUACAUGAUGGAUCAUUAGCUUAUACACUAACUUUCACACAUCUAGAUGGCCGGGCGGGGUGGGUGUGGAGCCAGAGACAGCAGGGGUUCAAACUGUAGAACCCAGUUCCUACAUUUGAAUAUAAAAAUUGAUUUUAUCAAACAAACUAUGCUACAUUUUAUCUCUGGGACCCUUAGGAUGACAAAUCAGAGCAAGAUUACUGAAUGUAAGUACAUUAUUUACCUUCAGAGGUGAAUGUAUCAAACCAGUUGCCGUGAUACGUUUUUUGUUGCUGUGCACUCUCCUCAAACAAUAGCAUGGUAUUUUUUCACUGUAAUAGCUACUGUACAUUGGACAGUGCAGUUAGAUUAACAAGAAUUUAAGCUUUCUGUCCAUAUAAGACAUGGCUGUGUCCUGGAAAGUUUGCUGUUACUUACAAUAGUCAUGCUAAUCACAUUAGCGCACGUUAGCUCAACCAUCCCAUAUACGGGACACUGAUCCCGUAGAGGUUAACCCCCUAGAGUCGAUGUCCGCGCCCCCGCGGAAAUCUAAUUAGCAUAAUAUAAAAAUCCUCAUAUAAUAUGACUCCCCCCCUUCCCCUGGCUCAGACAUGGCUUAGACUCUUAUGGGUUAGUUACAGAUUUCUUAAUUUAUCUUAAUUAAUUCUGACUAUUUUAAGGAAGUGACAAUUAUGAGGAAGUGGCUAUGUUGUUGCUACGGUGACUCAGGAGGGACAAACAACAGUGCCUGCCAGGGUACGAUAUGUGAACAUAUCCACAUCAAACCACACCCCAAGACAACUCGUUUGGCUUCAGUCUUGGCCGCUAGCAUUUCUUAGUGCAGUCGCCCUUUAAGAAUUUUAGAGAAAUGUAUCUGGUUCAAAAUACUUGUGUAGGUGGAACUUGGUUCAAAAGACUUGUGUAGGUGGAACCAUAUGGAAUCUAUGGGGUGUAACACAUUUUUUAGUUUUGCUGUUGCAAGAUGGAGACAUGCAAGAACUGUAAACAACUCUUUCUUCCCAUUCCACUGCUGCUGCUGAGGGCAUUGUCAUUUCCACUCUCAUACAUGGGGGGUUCAGCUUUUUGGAAUCCCGCCUCGUGGCAUUUAGCUCAGGAGAGAAACGAAUUAUAGAUUUGGGAUGAGCGGGGACCAGGUUUUUGGGAGGUGGCCUUUUUAAAACCAUCCUAAAACCCUUAAUUCUUCCCUUUUUUUUACAGCCAAUCCUUAAAUAAAUCUCACUCUAUUCCCAUCCAUACUUCUGAUAUCAACUAGGGGUGAUUUAAACCCCUUCAUAUCACUAUUUGCUCUAUGCCAAUGCUUUUAUGAGCAGCCUGAAUGAUCAGUGUAGUGCCCAAAUAGACAAUUUAUCACAUUGGCAUGGUAAUGAAGUCAAAGUGAGGGGAUGACGCGCUGGCACCUCCUGUGGGCGGAGGGCGGAGAGGUGUAUUGGAGUCAUUGAUGACAGCGGGGCAGAUUGGUUUGGCUCUACAUGGAGGAUGGGAGGAUCAGAGAGAGGGAGGGAGUUUCACUACUGUAGGCAUGCUGUGCUUUGGCGCUCGGUGGUCUGUGUGUAUAGAGAGACCAGCCUGUUGUGCUCUGUGAGGUGAUGCAGUGUGUGAGUUGUGUGUUUUCUGUGUGUUGUUGCUUUGUGUAGUCAGUGUGUUAGCUAAGUUUUGAUGUGGCCAGAAUAAUCUAUAUAUGCUUUGAUUUGAUUAUUAUUUUAAUCAAUGUAUACUUUGCAGUGUUCAGUGUACUCAGUGGGCUCAAUAUGCUGAAAUAUUCAUCCUCCCACAAUCAGAGCUGGCUACUGAAACAUAGAGCAGAGAGGAGAGGAGAGUCGAGGAGAGGUGAGCAGGGCAGAGAAAAGAGCAGUGAGGAGAGGAGCCUCAUUCCCCUGGAGAACUCUCACUCUAGCACUCCUCCUCGGCCAUGACACACAGACACACACACACACACAUUCACACAUUAAUUACGCUGCUUUGGUUGAGUUGGGACGAGACUCCAGGGAAAUCAAUAUUUUAAUGCAUUCUGAUGCACACUUAAUGAGAAUUUUACACGUUACGGAUUUUCUGCGCUUGGCAAGUCUCUCCUUUAUUAGCCUGACUCCCUUUCAUCCUAUUUUUCUGCUCGUCUCUGGAAUGCCGGAAUGGCUUUGGAACGUUAGAACCGCAACAGGUCCUCUGACAAAGUCACCACGCUCACUGGCCGCUAUCAACUUCCUCUUUCUCUGUUUGUGCUUUCUGCAGCAGUUUAUAUACGAGUUCUUCCAGGGUAACUUUAAGUCAAUAUGCCAUUACCUUGUAAUAAGUAGCCUACAGUAAAUACAGGCAAUUUGAUGAAGUGGUAAGUUAAUUGUACUGCAUACCUGUACUAGAUAAUAGCAUUUUACAGACAAACAAACAGGAGAAAAAACAAACAUAAGUUACUCUGGUAUAAUGUUUCCCAUGUUCUUCCUCCCGUAGGCCCCAGGGAAGCUAGCCAUCGAGGUAUCGCACUUCCUGGAGUGGAUGAGUCUGGAGCCCCAGUCUGUAGUGUGGCUGGCUGUUCUGCAGCGUGUGGCUGUGUCCGAGUCAGCCAAGCACCAGGCCAAGUGUUACAUCUGUAAACAGUGCCCCAUCAAGGGAUUCAGGUUGGUCUAUUGUACCUCUAUCAAAUAUGAAAAAAGGUGGAUGUAUGCACACGCACGCACACAAAAACAACAUCUGGGUUGAGAAUAGAGCUAUUACUAGGGCCUCUCUAAUGUACUGACUGUGACAUGAUCAUCCGUUCUGCUGAUCUAUCCUGACAGGUACCGCAGUCUUAAACAAUUCAAUGUGGACAUCUGCCAGACGUGCUUCCUCACAGGACGCACCACCAAGGGAAAGAAGCUCCACUACCCCAUCAUGGAGUACUAUACCCCAGUAAGAAGGAGUGCUACACCCAGGCUGCCUCACGAAUGGCACCCUAUUAAAAUAAAAAAGUAGUGCACUAUGUAGGGAAUAGGGUGCCCAUAGUACUACAUAGUAGUGCACUAUACAGGGAAUAGGGUGCCAUUUCAGACACAGCCCACACUACGCUCUACACUACCAUCUUAAAGGGGCGAUCUGCAGUUCAAACAAUAACAAAGCGACACCCCUCCACUGUUUUGGUAAAAAGCUGAGUCCAUAAUAAGUAUAUAGGUUGUAUGUUGGGAGCUUUUGGGAAAGAGCACAGUUAGAAAGAUAUGGCAUAUAGAAGCAAACCGGAUGGACAUCAUGAAAAUGACCGGAGAGGUUGAGAGUAGAAGUUCAGGAGCAAAAAAAAUUAAAUAAAAAAAAUUGAAUUAUUGUAAAAUUGACUGUGUCCAUAAGGUGUAGAUAGUAAGUAUAGGCUGGAAGUAGAGGCCUGGGCAUUGUUGUUCACUAAUGUACCCCAAGUAGGGAAAGGAUGGCGGGGUUGAAAAGUAAUAAAGGGGAGUAUAUAUAUAAAAAACAUGGGGGAUUGGAAGUGAUGCAGACAAUUACAUUGAUAGAAGUUACAAUCUAUCUGCAAUAUUAAGCUGAUCUACCCCCAUAAAAAAAAAAAAAAAAAAAAAGCUGAGGGAUGGGGUUGGGGAAAUGUAACCACUCUCAAAUCCAUAGACAGAGCUAUUGGUGCAAGGACUGACCAUCCAUGAUAUAAAAAUUAUAGUUUUAACCAUGGUUUGAGGCUAUAGGGGAGAGUGGGGUAUGUUGAGCCAAGGGGUUAGUUGAGCCACCCCUUGUUUCUAGGAAACCACACACACAAAAUGUAUCAUGUGACCAAAUAUUUAGGAAGAGGUUAGCCAGGGCUGACGGUGGCCAACAGCACACCACCGAUGUUCUCACUACCAGAACAUUCACACCAAUCAAUAGAUCUGUCAUGAGCCUCUCACUCCACCGGGUUACCACCUUAAUUUUCUUCCACUCUGCUCACCACUCUCUCUACUCAGCCUAACUAGCUCCACCUGUCCCUGCUCUGCUCUGCUCUAAUUACUCUGCCAGCUGCGCUGCAUUACCCACUACCUCUCCCAGUAUUUAAGGCCCUGUCUUUCAGCUCUCCGGUGUCAGAUCGUCUGCAAAGCUCACACCCGGAACCUGUUUGCUCGCGCUUCUGGCUCACCCUGGUUUUGUGACCCCGGACCUGCCUGAUUUUUGGAUACUCUUCUGCCCCAGGAGAUCCAGACCUGCUUCUGCCAUAACGACUCCUGACUACUCUUCAAUCCCGGUAACUCUGACCAGCCUUCUGCCUUGCUACUACGUAUUUUGGAUUUCCCUUGAACUGUACUGCUGCCUUGUUUCAUUCCGCCCUGUUGUGUCUGUGUCUCCCCCCCCCAGGACUUCUGGACCACCCACCACCGGCUUCUUAGGACGCAUCGCUGCCACUGGGGGGGGCACAGACCCAGCACAUUGGACGGGAUCCCUGUUACCCCUGGAGCCUUCAUUCACUCCCUACUUCCCUUUUCCCUUAAGUUUUAAUAAACUUUCUGGUGUGACGCAAUUGUGGUCCUCUGGUCGUCUGUCUGAACCGUGACAGUACGAUCUGACCAUUAUGGACUCAGCGCACACUUUCCCCGACAUGGAAACCGAUGAGCAUGAGCUGCAGUUCCAGCAGCAGCAACAACAACUCGCCAUGAUCAUUCAACUCCUCACCAACCUUACCCCAGCCAGUCUGCCCACCAGCCCUGCCCCCGAGUUACCUGCCCCGGUCAUUGCAGCCGCUGCUCCGGAACCCAAGAUUGGAAACCCCGAGCGGUUCAACGGCGAUUCAACCCAGGUCCGGCCAUUCCUGACUAGCUGCCGACUUCAGUUCUCCUUGCAGCCAAGGACCUUCGCCACGGAGGGGGCUAAAGUUGGGUAUGCCAUCACUCACCUGACGGGCCGAGCUCGACUCUGGGGAACAGCAGAGUUCGAACGUCAAACCCCCGCAUGUGCAACCUUCGACCUGUUUGCUGAGGAGAUGCUGAAGGUGUUUGACCUGGAUUCACCAACCGCAGAAGCGUCUCGUGAACUGUUCAGUAUUCGACAAGGCAGACGUACAGUCGCAGACCAUUCCAUCGACUUCCGAACCCUGGCUAGACGAAGUUCUUGGAACACACCAUCGUUGGUGGACGCGUUCUUCCAUAUUUGGCUGACUAUAUCAAGGACGAGUUGGUCUCCCAUGAACUGCCUUCCACUCUUGAUGAAGCCAUCGCACUGACUGUCAGGAUCGACAGAAGGAUACAGACCCGUCGUCGUGAGAGGGGGCGCCAAGGUCCACCUACUACCGGCAUUCGGAGAGAUCCGACUGGGCUCCUGUCAUCUACUGCCACUCACCCAGGUCAGCUUGAUCAGUCUGAGCCUAUGGAGAUUGGGCGAGCCUCUCUCACUCCUGCAGAGCGCCAGCGCCGCUUCACCUCAAACCUCUGCCUCUAUUGUGGAGGUGAUGGACAUCGUGUGGUAACCUGCCCUUUAAAGGGCCGAAGCUCACCGGGCAUAGGGGGAGUCCGGUUGAGUUCAAUGACCAUCCAGUCCUCCGACCGCAAACCCCUGCUGCAAGUUCACCUCCGCCUCUCUGACUCAACUCACACCCUGGCUGCUCUGGUGGAUUCUGGCGCCGAAGCCAACAUAAUGGACAUCAAGCUGGCACGCCAACUGGGACUGGAGAACCUCCGUUUGACACCUCCUAUUCCUGCCCGGGCACUGGACGGACACUUACUCGGAUCGGUCACUCAUGUCACGGCCCCGGUCUCGAUGGGUCUGUCCGGUAACCAUCAAGAAACUAUCCAGUUUCACCUGCUCCCCUCUCCAGGCCAACCCCUCAUCCUGGGUUACCCAUGGCUCCGCCGGCACAACCCUCAGCUCGACUGGGUGACCGGGGUGAUCAGGGAGUGGGGAGAGGACUGCCACCGAACCUGCCUGCUUGCUGCCGCACUACCCCCUCGGCCAGUACCUACUAACUCCGCUCCUGACCUCUCCAAUGUCCCAGAAUGCUACCAUGGUCUCAGAGAGGUGUUUUAACAAAGCAAUAGCCACAUCUCUGCCCCCUCACCGACCGUACGACUGUGCCAUCGACCUCCUCCCUGGAACAGCCCCUCCAAAGGGUCGUCUUUAUUCGUUGUCUGCUCCUGAAAGAAAGUCCAUGGAGGACUACAUCAAUGGCUCUCUGUCCGCAGGAUUAAUCCGUUCAUCGUCAUCUCCUGCUGGUGCUGGCUUCUUCUUUGUGGGGAAGAAGGACGGAUCUCUUCGCCCCUGCAUCGACUACAGGGGACUCAACGACAUCACAGUGAAGAACCGUUACCCUCUGCCUCUGCUCACCUCUGCUUUUGAGUUGCUCCAGGGAGCCACUGUUUUUACCAAGUUGGAUCUCAGAAACGCUUACCACCUAGUGCGGAUCCGGGAGGGAGAUGAAUGGAAAACCGCAUUCAAUACACCAACAGGCCACUACGAGUAUCUGGUUAUGCCUUUUGGCCUCACCAAUGCUCCUGCUGUGUUCCAGGCUCUAGUGAAUGAUGUACUGCGGGACAUGUUAAACAAGUUUGUCUUCGUUUACCUGGAUGACAUCUUAAUCUACUCCAGAAACCUGUCUGAACACACCCGCCAUGUCCAGCAAGUCCUUCAUCGUCUUCUGGAGAAUUCCCUCUACGCCAAGGCAGAGAAAUGUGAGUUUCACGUCAAGACAGUGGCCUUCCUGGGGUACAUAGUGGCAGAGGGAAGUAUCCAAAUGGAUCCUGCCAAAGUAUCAGCAGUCACUUCAUGGCCAGUUCCGGAGAACAGAAAGAAGCUACAACAGUUUCUGGGGUUUGCUAACUUCUAUAGAAAGUUUAUCCGGAACUACAGUACCGUUGCUGCCCCUCUCACUGCUCUAACCAGCACCAAGCAACCCUUCACCUGGACCCCAGCAGCCGACAAAGCCUUCAGUACCCUCAAGGUGAGGUUCACCUCCGCUCCCAUCCUCCAGAUGCCUGAUGUGGACCGGCAAUUCAUUGUGGAGGUGGACGCCUCGGAUGUGGGAGUUGGUGCUGUGAUUUCUCAGUGGGCUGCGGAGGAUAGGAAGCUCCAUCCCUGUGCCUUUUUCUCACGUCGGUUGUCCCCCUCUGAGUGCAAUUACGACAUUGGCUGUGAAGCUUGCCUUGGAGGAGUGGCGUCACUGGCUGGAGGGGUCCACCAUUCCAUUUCUCGUUUGGACCGAUCAUAAGAACUUGGAGUACAUCCGCACGGCCAAACGGUUGAACUCCAGGCAGUCCCGCUGGGCCCUGUUCUUCACCAGGUUUAAUUUCACUCUGUCAUACCGGCCUGGAUCACGCAACACCAAGCCAGACGCCCUCUCCCGUCAAUUCCAGAAGGAUGACACCCCCUCCAAGGACCCUGUGUCGAUUCUGCCAAGUCCCUGCAUCGUUGCAGCUCUGACCUGGGCUGUUGAGGAACAGGUGCUGGAGGCUCUCCGUAACCAGCCAGGUCCCAGCACUUGCCCAGCUGACCGCCUUUUUGUCCCCGAAGACCUGAGGUCCCAGGUCGUUCAGUGGGGACAUGACUCCCACCUAGCUUGUCACCCUGGCUCCACCCGCACUUACAACCUGCUCGCCCAGAGGUUCUGGUGGCCCUCUCUGAGAAAGGAUGUACGGGAAUUCGUCCAAGCCUGCCCCAUCUGCAACCAACACAAGUCGUCCUGCCAGCCCCCAGCCGGAUUGCUGCAGCCCCUGCCUGUGCCCAGACGUCCCUGGUCUCACAUCGCCCUUGACUUUGUCACGGGGCUGCCCCCUUCAAGUGGCAUGACCGUCAUUCUCACCAUAGUUGACCGUUUCAGCAAGAUGGCACACUUCAUUCCCCUCCCCAAGCUCCCAACCGCCAAGGAGACCGCCCAGGUGGUCCUGGAACACGUCUUCCGGAUCCACGGACUGCCAAAGGAUGUAGUUUCUGACCGUGGUCCACAAUUCUCCUCCGCUUUUUGGAAGGAGUUCUGUCACCUGCUGGGAGCCACAGUCAGUCUGACUUCCGGAUUCCAUCCCCAAUCCAAUGGGCAGUCAGAGCGGGCUAAUCAGGAGCUCGAGAAGGCACUGCGAUGCAUGACUUCACGCAACCCCCACUCCUGGUCGCAGCAAUUGACAUGGGUGGAGUACGCACACAAUUCUCUGACCUGCUCUGCCAUCGGUAUGUCCCCUUUCCAAUGUGUUUAUGGAUACCAGCCUCCUCUAUUUGCCAGCCAGGAAGAGGAGGUUACUUGCCCAUCUGCACUUGCUUUUGCCCGUCGAUGUCGCCGCACCUGGUCACAAGCCCGAGCCACACUCCUCAGAUCCGUUUGCCAGCUACACUACCGGGGCCAACCGUCGGAGAAUUCCUGCUCCCACCUACCAUGUUGGUCAAAGGGUGUGGUUGUCAUCGAAGAACCUGCCACUCAGGGUGGAGUCGCAGAAGCUGGCACCUCGGUUCAUUGGCCCAUUCCCUAUCAUAAGAGUGAUUAGCCCAACUGCUGUCCGGCUCCAACUGCCUAAUUCCCUGAGGGUGCACCCCACUUUCCAUGUGUCUAAGAUUAAGCCCAUCCAUGAGAGUCCGCUGGUCCCUGCUGCGCCUUGUCCUCCUCCUCCACGGCUCGUCGAUGGUGGUCUGGUUUACACCGUCCGCCGCCUGCUUCGGUCCAGACGGAGGGGUAGGGGUCUCCAGUACCUCAUUGACUGGGAGGGCUAUGGACCUGAGGAAAGGACCUGGGUGCCAGCUAGUCGGAUUGUGGAUAGGACUCUCAUCACCGCUUUCCACCAACGGCAUCCUGAUCAACCUGCAAUCCGUAGGGGCCGCCCCAGAGGGGUCCCUAACCGUCCUGCCCGCUCGGCUUCCUGUCCUGUGCCUGAUCCUGUCUCGGGACCUGUCCCAUCUCCCGACCACGGCCCUCCGGCUUCCUCCGAGGAUGAGGACGUUCACUCGGACCGGCUCCCCUCCUCCCGCCCGGCGUGGUGUUGCUCUUGGGACUUCUGGGGCCGUCCCUUGGGGGGGGGGGGUUCUGUCAUGAGCCUCUCACUCCACCGGGUUACCACCUUAAUUUUCUUCCACUCUGCUCACCACUCUCUCUACUCAGCCUAACUAGCUCCACCUGUCCCUGCUCUGCUCUGCUCUAAUUACUCUGCCAGCUGCGCUGCAUUACCCACUACCUCUCCCAGUAUUUAAGGCCCUGUCUUUCAGCUCUCCGGUGUCAGAUCGUCUGCAAAGCUCACACCCGGAACCUGUUUGCUCGCGCUUCUGGCUCACCCUGGUUUUGUGACCCCGGACCUGCCUGAUUUUUGGAUACUCUUCUGCCCCAGGAGAUCCAGACCUGCUUCUGCCAUAACGACUCCUGACUACUCUUCAAUCCCGGUAACUCUGACCAGCCUUCUGCCUUGCUACUACGUAUUUUGGAUUUCCCUUGAACUGUACUGCUGCCUUGUUUCAUUCCGCCCUGUUGUGUCUGUGUCUCCCCCCCCCAGGACUUCUGGACCACCCACCACCGGCUUCUUAGGACGCAUCGCUGCCACUGGGGGGGGCACAGACCCAGCACAUUGGACGGGAUCCCUGUUACCCCUGGAGCCUUCAUUCACUCCCUACUUCCCUUUUCCCUUAAGUUUUAAUAAACUUUCUGGUGUGACGCAAUUGUGGUCCUCUGGUCGUCUGUCUGAACCGUGACAAGAUCAGGGUUUGGCUACUUAGCUACAUGUACUGUAUACGGUUUUCCAAGAACUCAUUUCAGAGUGCACCAGUAUAGGCCUGCCUGCUUGCUCCAUAGCUCUGCUGUAAGGGUGUUGGACAGAGGGAGUGUGCUGGGAUGCCAAGAAGCAGGGUCUCAAACAAACUCAUAAUUGUACUGACUGGAAUGGUUUUACAUAAUAGAUUGGUUGAUGUGUGUGUGUGUUAUAGGGACUGAGGAAUUUCAUCCAAAUGGACUCAGUCCCUUCUUUUAUAUCUCUUACUUCCUAAUAGCAGCAAAAACUAAGCAGAAACCUGAAGGUAACCUUUUCUGUGUAUGUGUCAGUUUCAUAUUCAAGCGUUUUAUUCAGUUUAUCAGGUCACAUUCAAAACAAGGAUAUGACUAAUUAAUUUAAUCUAAUAAUUUUCUUCUUUUUAAUAUUCUGACAAAAAAAUGUUCUGGUAAUGAAUGAUUUCAAAAAGCUUAAAGAAGCUUUUAUGGAGUCUUAAGGAAGAAACCACAUGGAAAAAGUGGUAAGCAAGUUAGGAAAAAUGUAAAAAGAAUUUCACAAAGUCAAAUUAAUUUAUUGUGUUAUAGGUUUCAUGAGGCUUGUAUCUAAACCAAAGUAGAUCGUUUUAAGAUUGUUUUAUACAUUAGCUGGGGUCUCUUAAGCUACAAUAUGAGGUCUUAAACCUAGCAUGAAAGUGCAUCCUUGUAGCUGUGUGGGCUAAUAUAGUCAAAAGUUUUGCCUUGGGGUAAGGUGAGCCAAUGGCCACUAUGCAUAAUAUGAAUAGUAUUUGUGUCAUGCAUAUGAACUCAAGAUAGUGAAUUUGUAUUGUUACAGAGCAGAUAUCAUCAUGCCCUGUGUAUACAAAUGUAAAACAAGCAGGGGUCUAGCCCCCCUUGAGGUUCUUGAGAGAGCAGCCAAUGAAGUGAGAGAAGGGAAGAAGUCAGCAGCAAGGGAUGGAAAUAAUAUUUUGAAUGACACUGAAGAGGUACAUUGACAAUAAAGAAAAUGAACAUGUACCUGUGCGAGAGGCUAUUAUAGAGUAGCAGAGGCACACAAGGUCUUAUCUGAUGACAUGGAGUCUGAGCUAUCAAGAAUCUUGUGGACCAGUUUCAUGGGCUUAGUAGCCUCAAAUGCAGAGAACUUGCCUAAGAAUUGGCACAUCGAAACAACAUCCCUGUCCCAGAGAACUGGUCAAGAAAUGGAAGGGUAAGUGAUAUUGAACAGAGAGCUCUAUAUCUGAAUAUAGGCAUACAUUAAAGAUAUACAAUAUACCACACCCCCAUUCCAUGAAUUCAACUUUGACCUACCAGCACCAUCACCCACUGUCACAGGACACAUGUUUACAUGAAUUCUGAUUAUUUCCAGGGAUACACAACAUCCUGAAAUAUAUGUAGAUAUCUUUGAUAGAAAGAAUCCUAUAUUUCUCUUGAUGUAGUAAUGAUGAAUGUAAAAAAGGGCUCAACACACCCCACUCUCCCCUACAGUGUUUGUUAAGUAUUACAUUGUUUACAAACAAUGGAGUAAAACAAGCUUAUAUUUCGUGUUCUGAUGGGGUACGACAGUUAAACUAAGCCCACGAGGCAUUUUUAAGUUAGAUUCCUCAAGAAUCAAUGGGUAUAUUUCAUGAAUUUAAAAAUCCAAAUAUGGAUUUAGCAAUCACAGAUGGCCCCUUUAAGAGAGUGCACAAAGUGGACAUCACACUAGCUCACUACUUCAGCUCCAAUCACUGCAGGGCUGUGGGAUAUGGCAGGGAGCUAUGUGCCAAAUGAUUUCUCCCAGGGCAGUAUUUCAAACAGGGGAAGGUUUAAGUGGAGCUAGGCUGGAGUUUUUUACCUAUGGUGCUGGGUUCUAUGAUGGAGUCGAGGUGGGUAGCAGACUGUGAGACUGUAGUCCAGUGAGGUCAGAGGGAGAUAGAGGGGAAAGACAACUGGACUAGCAGCAGUUUGCUUCAAGACAAGUCUCUCUCUCGCUCUCUCUCUCUUUCUCUUUGUGCAUGUGUGUGUGUGUGUGUGUGUGUGUGCAUGUGUAGUAUAGAGAAUUCUAAAGUUGUGCACUUUGUCUUCUUGUCCUCCCACUACCAUUCCCUUCUCCUCUCCUCUCCCCCCCCCAUCCCCCUGUCCUCUCCUCCAUUCCGGUCCCCUCAUCUAAAUCAUGUGGCAGACCACCUCAGGAGAGAAGAUGCGGGACUUUGCCAAGACGCUGAAGAACAAGUUCCGGUCGAAGCAAUACUUCAGCAAGCACCCUCAGCGGGGCUACCUGCCUGUCCAGUCGGUGCUGGAGGCCGAGAGCUCUGAGACGUGAGUCAUAACCCUGUAGAGACAGACUGGCACAGAGAAGACGGGAAAUGAUUUGACAGAGAGAGGGAGACUGCUUAUAUAUGACAGCCAUUCAGUAAUACAUUUUCCAAUAAUAUUACGAUGUAAGCUUUGUUUGCAAUAUUCUAUGAUGUUGAGGGGAAAAGGGCACUUCUGUUUUGGUGCGGUUGGUUGUACAUGAGGGGGAUUCAAUACGUGUUUAAGAAGUAGACACACACACACACACACCAGAAAGUACCAGUACUAGAGGUAUUGAUGAUGGUUUUCUGUGUUUUACCAGGCCGUGCUCCUCUCCCAAGCUACCCCAUGCAGACACACACAGCAGAAUUGAGCACUUCGCUAGCAGGUAGGGUGUUAUACACACAUACACACACACACACACACCGCAGUCCAAAAUAAAUACUCACGUCCUACCCUACCCCAUUGCUUAACUCCUCUGCUCACUCCAGUACAGAACCAUCUGUCUCCUUCCCUCCUUCCAUUCUCCUCACCGUCCCCAGUUCUCUCUCCACAAUCUGAUGAAAAUAUCGAUCUGGCUGCAUCUUGGUCUGAGCUUUGACUUGAGUGGAGACUGUUGUGCCCAACGGGUAUCCUUUCUCUCUCUCUCUUUUUCUCUUUCUCUCACACACACACACACACACACACACACACACACACACACACACACACACACACACACACACACACACACACACACACACACACACACACACUGAGAAGGGUGCAGUAUGUUUGGUCUGGGGUGAGCAGGGGUCACCUGGCUGUGGAUGCCUGGUGGCAUGGUAUAACAAUGUGACAGGGCACUGGGUCCAUUGGGCACCUGGUGGAUGCCAGGGCAGAUCAGCGUCUGUCUGACAGGGUUACAGAGAGGGCACAGCCAGGGCAUGGCAGAGCAGUCCCUCACCCAGGGCAGUCAUGCCGAUAGCAGAGCGGAGCAGGGCAUAGAUCACUGCACUCUGUGUGUACAGUACAGUACAGUGCCUUGCAAAAGUAUUCAUCCCCCUUGGUGUUUUUCCUAUUCUGUUGCAUUACAACCUGUAAUUUAAAUGGAUUUAUAUUUGGAUUUCAUGUAAUGGACAUACACAAAAUAGUCCAAAUUGGUGAAGUGAAAUGAAAAAAAUAACUUGUUUCAAAAAAUUCUAAAAAAUAAAUAAUGGAAAAGUGGUGUGUGCAUAUGUAUUCACCCCCUUUGCUAUGAGGCCCCUAAAUAAUAUCUGGUGCAACCAAUUACCUUCAGAAGUCACAUAAUUAGUUAAAUAAAGUCCACCUGUGUGCAAUCUAAGUGUCACAUGAUCUGUCACAUGAUCUCAGUAUAUAUACAGCCACCAAUUGUGCAAGUUCUCCCACUUAAAAAGAUGAGAGAGGCCUGUAAUUUUCAUCAUAGGUACACGUCAACUAUGACAGACAAAUUGAGAAAAAAUCACAUUGUAGGAUUUUUAAUUAAUUAAUUUGCAAAUUAUGGUGGAAAAUAAGUAUUUGGUCACCUACAAACAAGCAAUAUUUCUGGCUCUCACAGACCUGUAACUUCUUCUUUAAGAGGCUCCUCUGUCCUCCACUCGUUACCUGUAUUAAUGGCACCUGUUUGAACUUGUUAUCAGUAUAAAAGACACCUGUCCACAACCUCAAACAGUCACACUCCAAACUCCACUAUGGCCAAGACCAAAGAGCUGUCAAAGGACACCAGAAACAAAAUUGUAGACCUGCACCAGGCUGGGAAGACUGAAUCUGCAAUAGGUAAGCAGCUUGGUUUGAAGAAAUCAACUGUGGGAGCAAUUAUUAGGAAAUGGAAGACAUACAAGACCACUGAUAAUCUCCCUCGAUCUGGGGCUCCAUGCAAGAUCUCACCCCAUGGGGUCAAAAUGAUCACAAGAAUGGUGAGCAAAAAUCCCAGAACCACACGGGGGGACCUAGUGAAUGACCUGCAGAGAGCUGGGACCAAAGUAACAAAGCCUACCAUCAGUAACACACUACGCCGCCAGGGACUCAAAUCCUGCAGUGCCAGACGUGUCCCCCUGCUUAAGCCAGUACAUGUCCAGGCCCGUCUGAAGUUAGCUAGAGUGCAUUUGGAUGAUCCAGAAGAGGAUUGGGAGAAUGUCAUAUGGUCAGAUGAAACCAAAAUAUAACUUUUUGGUAAAAACUCAACUCGUCGUGUUUGGAGGACAAAGAAUGAUGAGUUGCAUCCAAAGAACACCAUACCUACUGUGAAGCAUGGGGGUGGAAACAUCAUGCUUUGGGACUGUUUUUCUGCAAAGGGACCAGGACGACUGAUCCGUGUAAAGGAAAGAAUGAAUGGGGCCAUGUAUCGUGAGAUUUUGAGUGAAAACCUCCUUCCAUCAGCAAGGGCAUUGAAGAUGAAACGUGGCUGGGUCUUUCAGCAUGACAAUGAUCCCAAACACACCGCCCGGGCAACGAAGGAGUGGCUUCGUAAGAACCAUUUCAAGGUCCUGGAGUGGCCUAGCCAGUCUCCAGAUCUCAACCCCAUAGAAAAUCUUUGGAGGGAGUUGAAAGUCCGUGUUGCCCAGCGACAGCCCCAAAAUAUCACUGCUCUAGAGGAGAUCUGCAUGGAGGAAUGGGCCAAAAUACCAGCAACAGUGUGUGAAAACCUUGUGAAGACUUACAGAAAACGUUUGACCUGUGUCAUUGCCAACAAAGGGUAUAUAACAAAGUAUUGAGAAACUUUUGUUAUUGACCAAAUACUUAUUUUCCACCAUAAUUUGCAAAUAAAUUCAUAAAAAAUCCUACAAUGUGAUUUUCUGGAUUUUCUUUUCUCAUUUUGUCUGUCAUAGUUGACGUGUACCUAUGAUGAAAAUUACAGGCCUCUCUCAUCUUUUUAAGUGGGAGAACUUGCACAAUUGGUGGCUGACUAAAUACUUUUUUUCCCCACUGUACACCUGUUCUGAAAGGCCCCAGAGUCUGCAACACUACUAAGCAAGGGGCACCACCAAGCAAGCGGCACCAUGAAGACCAAGGAGCUCUCCAAACAGGUCAGGGACAAAGUUGUGGAGAAGUACAGAUCAGGGUUGGGUUAUAAAAAAAUAUCAACAAAUGUGAACAUCCCACGGACCACCAUUAAAUCCAUUAUUUAAAAAUUGAAAGAAUAUGGCACCACAACAAACCUGCCAAGAGAGGGCCGCCCACCAAAACUCACGGACCAGGCAAGGAGGGCAUUAAUCAGAGAGGCAACAAAGAGACCAAAGAAAACCCUGAAGGAGCAGCAAAGCUCCACAGUGGCGAUUGGAGUAUCUGUCCAUAGUACCACUUUAAGCUGUACACUCCACAGAGCUGGGCUUUACGGAAGAGUGGCCAGAAAAAAGCCAUUGCUUAAAGAACAAAAUAAGCAAACACGUUUGGUGUUUGCCAAAAGCCAUGUGGGAGACUCCCCAAACAUAUGGAAGAAGGUACUCUGGUCAGAUGAGACUAAAAUUGAGCUUUUUGGCCAUCAAGGAAAAUGCUAUGUCUGGCGCAAACCCAACACCUCUCAUCACCCCGAGAACACCAUCCCCACAGUGAAGCAUGGUGGUGGCAGCAUCAUGCUGUUGGGAUGUUUUUCAUCGGCAGGGACUGGGAAAUGAUGGAUGGUGCUAAAUACAGGGAAAUUCUUGAGGGAAACCUGUUUCAGUCUUCCAGAGAUUUGAGACUGGGACGGAGGUUCACCUUCCAGCAGGACAAUGACCCUAAGCAUACUGCUAAAGCAACACUUGAGUGGUUUAAGGGGAAACAUUUAAAUGUCUUGGAAUGGCCUAGUCAAAGCCCAGACCUCAAUUCAAUAGAGAAUCUAUGGUAUGACUUAAAGAUUGCUGUACACCAGCGGAACCCAACCAACUUGAAGGAGCUUGGUGGGGUGAAUAGUUUUGCACGCUCAAGUUUUCUGUUUUUCUGUCUUAUUUCUUGUUUGUUUCACACACAAAAAAAUUGUGCAUCUUCAAAGUGGUAGGCAUGUUGUGUAAAUGAAAUGAUACAAACCCACCAAAAAUCUAUUUUAAUUCCAGGUUGUAAGGCAACAAAAUAGGAAAAAUGUCAAGGGGGGUGAAUACUUUCAAAAGCCACUGAAUAUGUUUGUGUGUGUGUGUGUUUAGUCAUUGUAUUCACUCUCUUUCUUAUCUCCCAGUCAAUCAUAUCCAUUAUUUCCAUUGACUGAAAUGAUAUGCUUCUGUUCCACAGUCCUCUCACAUUUACAGUUCAUUCAGAAAGUAUUCAGACCCCUUGAUUUUUUCCACAUUUCGUUACGUUACAGCCUUAUUCUACAAUGUAUUCAGUAAAAAGAAUCCUCAUCAAUCUACACACAAUAGCCCAUAAUGACAAACCGAAAACAGGUUUUUAGAAAUUGUACCAAAUUUAUUUAAAGAAAAUAACGGAAAUAUCACAUUCAGAGACUUGUCCCAAAGCUACUACUGCAUUGUAGCAGAAAUACCUUAUUUACAUACACUACCGGUCAAAAGUUUUAGAACACCUACUCAUUCAAGGGUUUUUCUUUAUUUUUUACCAUUUUCUACAUUGUAGAAUAAUAGUGAAGACAUCAAAACUAUGAAAUAACACAUAUGGAUUCAUGUAGUAACCAAAAAUGUGUUAAACAAAUCAAAAUAUAUUUUAUAUUUGAGAUUCUUCAAAUAGCCACCUUUUGCUUUGAUAAGUAUUCAGACCCUUUGCUAUGGGAUUCGAAAUGGAGCUCAGGUGCAUCCUGUUUCCAUUGAUCAUCCUUGAGAUGUUUCUACAACUUGUUUGGAGUCCACCUGUGGUAAAUUCAAUUGGACAUGAUUUGGAAAGGCACACACCUGUCUAUAUAAGGUCCCACAGUUAACAGUGCAAAAACCAAGCAAUGAGGUCGAAGGAAUUGUCCGUAGAGCUCCGAGACAGGAUUGUGUCGAGGCACAGAUCUGGGUAAGGGUACCAGGAGCUUCGGGACAAGUCUCUGAAUGUCCUUGAGUGGCCCAGCCAGAGCCCGGACUUGAACCCAAUCGAAUAUCUCUGGAGAGAUCUGAAGAUAGCUGUGCAGCGACGUUCCCCAUCCAAUCUGACAGAGCUUGAGAGGAUCUGCAGUGAAGAAUGGGAGAAACUCCCCAAAUACAGGUGUGCCAAGCUUGUAGCGUCAUACCCAAGAAGACUCGAGGCUGUAAUCGCUGCCAAAGGUGCUUCAACAAAGUGCUGAGCAAAGUGUCUGAAUACUUAUGUAAAUGUGAUAUUUCCGGGGGGUUUUUUGUAAUACAUUUGCUAAAAUCUCUAAAAACCUUUUUUUGCUUUGUCAUUAUGGGCUAUUGAUGAGGGGGAAAAAACUAUUUAAUCAAUUUUAGAAUAAGGCUGUAACGUAACAAAAUGUGGAAAAAGUCAAGGGGUCUGAAUACUUUCCGAAUGCACUGUAUUAGUCUUCUGCCAAUUAGACUCAUUAAUGUUCUCUCUCUCUUUCUCUCUCUCUCUCUCUCUUUUGCGUUCGCUCUCUCUCUCGCACUCUCUCUCUCUCUUCCGCUCUCUCUCUCGUAUUCUUUCUAGCCCUCUCUCCCCUCACUCUUCAAAAAUACAUCAAAUGAGGGACUAUAUAUAUAUAUAUAUAUAUAUAUAUAUAUAUAUAUUUAUUCACCCCCCUCCCCUCUAUUAUUGUCCCGUCACAAAGUAAUGAAAAAUCUCAUUAAUAUCAAAACCUGGAUGUCAGAACUGCCAUACAGCUUUAUUAAAGGUCCCUGAGGCUGUCCUCACAGAAUAGUGUUUGUCUCUCCAUUCAGUCAAAUGAGAGGGUGUUCAUGUUAAUCCAGGGUAAAAAUAUGGUGUCCCAGAGGAGGACUGUGGGUAUUUGAUGUUUUGGUUGUCUCUUAAGGGCCAGAUUUGCUGGCGCAUCACACACGUGCACCGAGGUGCCAGUGGAGUGCUCUCCUUUCAUCAUCAGUACAGACUCCAGUUCUGAGAGAGGGAUGGAGAGAGGGAGGGAUUGAGGGAGAGAUGGACGGGGCAAGGGAGGGAGGGACUCACUCACAAAUUCCCUCAUCUUCAGGACUGUCCUGAGGACAAGGGCCAAGUCUACAGCUCUCACACAGAAUACACACAUGUAUACAUAUAGACACACAGCCUCAUUCUCACAGUUUCACUCUCACAACUCACAUACAGAUUCACACACACACACCCUUCCACACACACUCACACAUUUACAACCAUGUGACCCCACCAUGCCCCCCUUUCACCCUCCAGUCCCCUUGGGGGUUAGUGAGCGUCUCCAUCCCCCCUGCCGUAGUCCCUAACUGGGGUGCGGGUCACUCUCCUCUCUACCCUGCCUUCUGGUCCUAUAACAACCCUCGAAUUAAUGACCUGACUGAUUGAAUAAAGGGCUGUCAGCCAUAGAGGCCAGGUCUGGCCACAGUGAGUGUGGAUGCCCUGUACGCUCUCUUUCUUGGUGGGAGGGGCAUAAGGAUGUAAUAUAGAUCCCUCUGACAAGCUCUUCAUCACUCCAUUCUCAUCCCUCCAUUCUCAUCCCUCCAUUCUCAUCCCUCCAUUCUCAUCCCUCCAUUCGUCCAUUAGUAGAUGAGUUUUGGUGGUGGUGGUGGUUUGUUUGUGUGUGUGUGUGUGUGUGUGUUUGGGGAGCUGGAGUAGCAUGAGGCACUUAGCACAUUUCAUUAGUAUCUCUGGCGGAGUCUGUAUGUGUCUGAUGGUUCCAACACAGCCCUCCUGGCAGCGCCCUCAGAAGGCCAUUCCCACUGCUGAGAGAGUGAAGUGUCGCUAAAAGCAAACUUCUCCCUAUUCAAUUGCCUGGUAAAACGGGAGGAGGGGGAUAACAGUUUGUAGCAGUGUCGUAGCUGUCCAUGGUGCUGAAAAAUGUACAGUCCCUAUCAAAGGUGCUGCACUGCCAAUCGUCAACCACAUUGUAACAGGGUUGAAGGAGAAGAGCAGUGUGGUAGCUGUCCAUGGUGCUGAAAUACUGCGCUACUGUACUGAAUAGCUCUUCUUGGAAGGAAAACCUCUCCUCUUUCUAAGAUAAGAUCAAUCUGUUGUUUUUGCUCUUGACGUCUUUUACUACAGAGCACCUACCUUUCAUCUCUCUCUCUCUCUCUCUCUCUCUCUCUCGCUCUGUGCGUGUGUGUGUGUGUGUGUGUUUUCUUGUGGUCCAGGUUGGCGGAGAUGGAGAACCAGAAUUGUUCCUUCUUCACGGAUAGUCUGUCGCCUGAUGAGAGUCUGUGAGUACACUGCUACCUCCCCCACACACUGAACCCUUUCAUUACAGCCAAGGCCCUGCUCUGAAAUAUGUAAUGUGUGUGUGUGUUUAUGAAUGAGUGUGUGUGUGUGAGAGAGGGAGUGUAUCAGCAUGUGUGUACCUGUGUGUAUGCCCCUGAGUGUGUGCACACGCAUUCAGGGGAGGCUGGGCAAUCACAUAAAGAAAUCAGCAAGUUAAUGAAAAUGACCCAUGGCAAUGCAUACUCCCCCUUCAUCAUAUAAAAGUCUUUGUGAUUAAAGACUGUGGCAGUGGGAGUAAAUAGAAAGGGCUGCUGCACAGGAGACCAGAGGAAGGGAAGAAUGGUGGGAGGGAGGAGGAGGAGGAGGGAGGGAGUGAGGGAGGCCCAUUGAAAUACCACAGAACAUGAUAAGAGCCAGAGGCUGGCUGAAACAAAAACUGGAGGGUGGGGGGAGAAGGGGGCGAGAGAGGUAAUCAGGUGAACCCCUCACUAAGGAAUGCUAUAAACCAACUCAAUUCAUGAAAGGGCCUGGUCGCAGAGGUGUUGGCCCUGAUCAAAGGCUUUGGCUGAGAGAGAAACAGUGUUUUGGGGGUGAGGCAUGUGUGUGUGUGUGUGUGUUUUCAUGAUGAGCACUCACUUACUGCUAUAAAAAAAUGAAAAUUCCCACAAAGGUAGUGGCCUUGAUCAAAGGGUUUACUGUGUGUGUUUUUCAUGUCUAGAGAAAGAGAGAGAGUGUUUGUAUUUACGUGUGUGUGUGUGUUCAUCUGUGUUUCUUUGUUCAAGUCAGUGUGUGUGUAUUCAUUUCUGUGUAUAUGUGUGGGUGUGUUCAUGUCCGCGUGUGUAUGUCUGUAUGUGCACGUGUGUAUUUGCUAAAUAGAGAGGGUCAUGUCAUGGUGUGUGAGGCUGCUAGUUUAAUGUGACUGUUUGUAUAGUUGUUCAGUGUGCUGCUGCCUGCGAGCUCUUAGCUCUGUGUGUCUCUGUGCUGUUGGAAGACUAUUUUGGGUGCUUUGUUCUUAUCAGUAGGGCUACUAUUCUGUCUCUACUGCUGAGUCCCCUCUUUCUUAUGUCACUCUGUUAGCUUGCUGCCCAGUACUGCUGUAUGUCUGGCAGUGCUCUGGCUUCAUUAUUGUCCUUUAUUGCUGCAUACCUUUGUCUAUGCCACUACUUUUUUGUAGAAUUUCUUAAGACUGUCUUGAAUUUCUUAAGACUGCCAGUGUGCUUGUGCUGAUGUGCGUCUAUUCUGUCCGUGUGUCUGUUGCUGCCUGUGUGUCUUUUGCUGUCAGUGUGUCAGUACUGCUCCUCAAUACCAAUGUGUCUUUGGCGCUUUGCUACUGAUUUGCUGUCUGUCCUGCUCUGUGGCUGUGCUGUCUGUCUGCUCUGUACCAGUGUGUCAAUGGCUCGGUGCUGCUCUGUGCUGUCCUGUCCUGUGCUGUCUUGCUGCGGCUCAGUGUGCUGAGUGUCUCCUGUGAUGUGUUAUGUGGGGGACUCAGGGAUGAAGAUCAGUACCUCCUGCGUCACUCCAGCCCCGGCGCCCUGGACCAGGACUCCCCCAGUGGACAGCAGAUGCUGCUGGCCCACCUGGACUGCCAGGACAAGGACGAGCUGCAGAGAACGCUGGCCCGCCUGGAGAAUGAGAACCGGUGAGAAAAUAGAACCUUUAGGUUUUAGAACCCUUGGUCUUAUAAUCUUUAGAAUUGGAACCUUUCGGCCUUACAACCUUUUGGCCUCAUUUCGGUCGUAGAAACGUUUGGUCUUAGAACCUUUAGGGCUUAUUAGCACCUUUAGGACCUAUAACCUUUAGGACCUAUAACGUUUAGGACUUAGAACCUUUAGGACUUAGAGCUGUUAGGUCUUACAACCUUACAGGGCCACUACCAUGGCCAUCAUAAUCAAUCAUCUUAUGCUUCUGGCACCAAAUUUGAGAACUACACAUUGGUAGUGGAUGAGGUGAGUGCCGCCAGACAACAUUAAGAUACCUAGUUAAAACCACUAUGUUAUUAUGAUCAUAGGUUACAAUGCCUUCCCAAGUCAUAAACACACCACACACAGACUACAAAGUGCACCUGUUAAAGCAGUGGCCCAUAAAAGACCCGGCUCUUUCAUGUCCUCAAAGCAUCCACAUAAUCACAACACAAACAGAACACUGCUGGGAGUCAAAUGAAAUAAACAAAUGAAAUAAACAAAUCAAAGGUGUCAGAUAAAAACAAGAUCUAUUGACCCUAUGAUAGGGUGACUAGUGAAUAGAGUAUACUAUUGUAUGAUACAUUAGUGUGAUGGGAAAUAAAGGGCUUUGGAACACAUUACAUUUGAUUGUUGUAUAUUGUGUGUCACUAAGUAAACCCUUAAGUCCUUAAAUAAAAGUUCAAAUGUAGGGGAGAGGUGUCAUGGCGGACUGAACACAGCGGUGCAGAAUGCCUCAAGAUAAAAUGUAAUAUUUAAUAUCUGUUAGUUUUACUAAAUAUUAGCACUUCACUCCACAUACUCUCUGGAAAUAACCUUCAAUCUGGAUAACAACACAAAACAAAUUAUAAGACUAGAGAAAUGUAUCGACCAAUAUCACCAAUACAAUCAACACCCAAACAUGUCGGAGAGUAAGCUUGGAGAACCAAUCCCCAAAAGAAAACGAGACUCCUCGACAGACACAGACGAUUUAUGCUUUUCACCACCGGGAAUGGUAAGUGUAGAAAUGGACUUGCUAAAGUCGAUAAAUGAUAAACUGGGCAGACUUGAACUAGUCAGUAAAGACAUAAAGGAGUUGAAGGCCAGCCUCGAGAUGAGUGAUGAAAAAACUGUGACAAUGUAGAAAGAAACAAUCAAGCUAAAAGGUACAGUCAAUACGAUUAAAUAAAAUGGACGUGAAAGAACUUAAAAAGGAGAACAUGUUUCUGAGAGAAUCCUUACUUGAAAUACAGACUAGGUCUAUGAGAGAAAAUCUGGUACUUACUGGUAUCAAAGAAAAAGAGGGUGAAGAUCCCGAAAGUGUGGGGAAUUAAUGAUUUGUUACAGUGCUACAGAUCCCAGGCGAUACUGUCUUCAAAAUCAAACUCGAACGUGUACACCGUUUCGGACAGAGAUAUGAGCGCCCAAUCGUUGCAAAAUGUGCAUUCUUUAAGAUAAAAUAAUAGUUAAAAGCCUGGGUAAAAGACUCGCUGGCAUGAAUGACCAGUUCCCGAAGGAAAUUGCAGAAUGGCACAAAGUUCUGUACCCACUCAUCAAGGUUAAUAGAUUAAAAAGGAAACGUGUAGCUCUCAUAGUCAAUAAACUGUACAUUGAUAACCAAUUGUUCCAAGACUAUUCCAUGGCUAUUCUAAAUAUUACAAAGUUCCCAUAGAGAAAACAAUAAAAUACAACAAUUGAUAAAGAAAUAAACUACAAAUACACUAUACCAUUCAAGAUAGGAAAUGUUGUAAAAUAAUUAGUAUUUGACUUUCUAUUUAUAGUAUUUAUAAAUAGAUCAAAUACAGCAUUAGAAGAAAGGAUAAAUAUUGAAUUAAUACAUCUUCAAAUACAAGGAACUGGAACACAAAAGUACUCAAAAUCCUGAAAGGUAGGAAUCAACAUGGUAGGGAUAAAAACAAUGUUGUGCAGAUAUGGGAUAUACAUUUGAAAAUAAAUAAUAAAAAUAGUAUAUUUAUUUAUUGUCCGAACGGUCCCCUAGACACCCACCUGAGCGACCCAUACAGAAGAAAUCAUUAUCUGUUUUAUAGGCCUAGUGCAAGUAGCCUUCACAUAAUACCUCAUAAUGUUUUUUUUACAUUUAAGCAAAUAAUAAUCAUAAUAAUAAUAUGACAUUUAGCAGACGGACAAUGUAUUAAAAAAACAAAAAAAACAACAACUAAUUUACAUAUUUAUUCAGACCCUUUGCUAUGAGACUCGAAAUUGAGCUCAGGUGCAUCCUGCUUCCAUUGUUCAUCCUUGAAAUGUUUCUACAACUUGAUUGGAGUCCACCUGUGGUAAAUUCAAUUGAUUGGACAUGAUUUGGAAAGGCACACAACUGUCUAUAUGAGGUCCCACAGUUGAAAGUGCAUGUCAGAGCAAAAACCAAGCCAUGAGGUCGAUGGAAUUAUCAGUAGAGCUCUGAGACAGGAUUGUGUCAAGGCACAGAUCUGGGAAAGGGUACCAAAACAUUUCUGCAGCAUUGAAGGUCCCCAAGAACACAGUGGCCUCCAUCAUUCUUAAAUGGAAGAAGUUUGGAACCAGCAAGACUCUUCCUAGAGCUGGCCACCCGGCCAAACUGAGCAAUCGGGGGAGAAAGGCCUUUGUCAGGGAGGUGACCAAGAACCCGAUGGUCAGUCUGACAGAGCUCUAGACUUCCUCUGUGGAGAUGGGAGAACCUUCCAGAAGGACAACCAUCUCUGCAGCACUCCACCAAUCAGGCCUUUAUGGUAGAGUGGCAAGACGGAAGCCACUCCUCAGUAAAAGGCACAUGACAGCCCGCUUGGAGUUUGCCAAAAGGCACCUAAAGAUUCUCAGACCAUGAGAAACAAGAUUCUCUGGUCUGAUGAAACCAAGAUUGAACUCUUUGGCCUGAAUGCCAAGCGUCACGUCUGGAGGAAACCUGGCACCAUCCCUACGGUGAAGCAUGGUGGUGGCAGCAUCAUGCUGUGGGGAUGUUUUUCAGCGGCAGUGACUGGGAGACUAGUCAGGAUCGAGGGAAAGAUGAACGGAGCAAAGUAAAGAGAGAUCCUUGAUGAAAACCUGCUCCAGAAUGCUCAGGACCUCAGACUGGGGUGAAGGUUCACUUUCCAACAGGACAACGACCUUAAGCACACAGCCAAGCCAAUGCAGGAGUUGCUUCGGGACAAGUCUCUGAAUGUCCUUGAGUGGCCUAGCCAGAGCCCGGACUUGAACCCGAUCGAACAUCUCUGGAGAGACCUGAAAAUAGCUGUGCAGCAACGCUCCCCAUCCAACCUGAUAGAGCUUGAGGAGAUCAGUUUUGUAUUUGUAACAAAUUAGCGAAAAUUUAUAAAAUCCUGUUUUUGCUUUGUCAUUAUGGGGUAUUGUGUGUAGAUUGAUGAGUGGAAAAAUAAAUGUAAUACAUUUUAAAAUAAAGCUGUAACCUAACAAAAUGUGGAAAAAGUCAUGGUGGAGGCUCAAUCAAGCUAGUCGUCUUGACUACUUUCUUAUGUCAUUCUCGCUGGCACCAAAAGUUUUAAAAGUGUUGAUAGGGGACAGAAUGCGGUCGGACCGUCAAAGAAUUGGCAUGUACAUUACUCAUACAGAAUUUCCACGUGGGCGAGUAUAUUGCAAAUUUAAUCAAAGCCUAUUGGAUGAUAACUUUUUUUUAACUAGGACAGAAGAAUUUAUAACUGACUUUUUCUGACAUAACAUAGGUACAACAGAUCCCCUUAUUGUAUGGGAUACUUUUAAAUGUGCCUUUAGAGGCCAUGCAAUUAAAUACUCAUCUCUAAAACAAAAGCAAUUCAGGUCAAAAGAGUCCAUAUUAACAAAGGAAAUAGAAGGACUAACAGUACAGAUAGAUAGCAAUAAAAACUGUACCAUAGAGGCAAAGAAUACGUUUGAGGAAAAACAAAAAGAAAUGGAGGAACUUAUUCAAGAAAGAGCAAGUGUAAUAUAUUAUAAAAAUAAAGUGAACUGGAUGGAAUAUGAGGAAAAAAGCACCAAAUUAUUUUUUAAUCUUCAACAUAGAAAUGCUACCUAAAAUGAUUUACUUAAACUUGUUACAAAUGAUGGAGUCACCCAUGAUUCACCCCAAAACAUUUUUAAAGAGGAAGCAAAGUACUUUAAGCAUAUGUUUUCGUUUCAGUCUCCUCCAUCUCCACUAACCGAAGUUAAUUGUAUGGAUUUGUUUUCUAUGAAUAAUGUAUAAUUAACAGCUGUACAGAAAGACUCAUGUGAAGGCCAAAUUACAGAGGAGAAACUUCUUGAUGCAAUUAAAGCCUUUAAGUCCAGGAAAACUCCAGGGCUUGAUGGCAUACCAGUUGAGGUAUACCAAAACCUUUUUGAUGUACUCAGAGGACCGGUAUUAGCAUGUUUUAACCACUCCUAUAAAAAUGGUUGAUUAUCAGAAGGUUGAUUAUCAGAAGGUCUGAUUUCAUUAUUACUGAAACAGGACCCAAGUGGUAAAUAUAAAGAUUCAGUCCAUUUAAAAAUUUGGAAGCCCCUUACACUUCAGUGUUGUAAAAAGGUAUUGUCGGAUAUUAUUAUUAUCAGACAGGUUUUUUUUUACAUGGAUGAUACAUUGGAGAUAAUGUAAGACAAUUACUGGAAACAAUAGAACACCGAAAAAUCUGGGAAACCAGGCCUGGUAUUCAUAUCUGACUUUGAAAAGCCUUUUGACAAAGUAUGACUGGAAUUUAUAUAUAAAUGCCUGGAAUAUUUCCUUUGUGGAGAAUCUCUUAUACAAUGGGUUAAAGUUAUGUAUAGUAACCAUAGGUCUAAAAUAGUAAACAAUGGUUACUUCUCAGAAAGUAUUAAACUAUCAAGAGGAGUAAAACAAGGUUUUCCACUAUUGGCAUAUCUAUUUUUUAUGGCCAUCGAAAUGUUAGCUAUUAAAAUCAGAUCCAACAAUAAUAUCAAGGGGCUAGAAAUCCAGGGCUUAAAAACAAAGGUGUAAUUGUACGCUGAUGAUUCAUGUUUUCUUUUAAAUCCAAAAUGUGGAUCCCUCCACAGCCUCAUAGAGGAUCUAGAUAUGUUUUCUAACCUCUCUGGAUUACAACCAAAUUAUGAUAAGUGUAUUAUAUUACGUAUUAUGUAAACAGAGUCAAAAUUAGAUCGAAUAUGGCCUUUUCCCAUUCACUGAAUUUGAUACCAGAGGCAACCUUCAUAGGUAUGAUUCAUCUGAAUUAUUAUAUUUUGUCUUUUCUGCAUGUCCCUGACCUUUGGGCCAACACACACACGCACACACACACAAGCGCACACACACAUACAGUGGGGAAAAAAAGUAUUUAGUCAGCCACCAAUUGUGCAAGUUCUCCCACUUAAAAAUAUGAGAGAGGCCUGUAAUUUUCAUCAUAGGUACACGUCAACUAUGACAGACAAAUUGAGAAAAGAAAAUCCAGAAAAUCACAUUGUAAUUUAUUUGCAAAUUAUGGUGGAAAAUAAGUAUUUGGUCACCUUCAAAUAAGCAAGAUUUCUGGCUCUCACAGACCUGUAACUUCUUCUUUAAGAGGCUCCUUUGUCCUCCACUCGUUACCUGUAUUAAUGGCACCUGUUUGAACUUGUUAUCAGUAUAAAAGACACCUGUCCACAACCUCAAACAGUCACACUCCAAACUCCACUAUGGCCAAGACCAAAGAGCUGUCAAAGAAACCAGAAACAAAAUUGUAGACCUGCACCAGGCUGGGAAGACUGAAUCUGCAAUAGGUAAGCAGCUUGGUUUGAAGAAAUCAACUGUGGGAGCAAUUAUUAGGAAAUGGAAGACAUACAAGACCACUGAUAAUCUCCCUCGAUCUGGGGCUCCACGCAAGAUCUCACCCCGUGGGGUCAAAAUGAUCACAAGAACGGUGAGCAAAAAUCCCAGAACCACACGGGGGGACCUAGUGAAUGACCUGCAGAGAGCUGGGACCAAAGUAACAAAGCCUACCAUCAGUAACACACUACGCCGCCAGGGACUCAAAUCCUGCAGUGCAAGACGUGUCCCCCUGCUUAAGCCAGUACAUGUCCAGGCCCGUCUGAAUUUUGCUAGAGUGCAUUUGGAUGAUCCAGAAGAGGAUUGGGAGAAUGUCAUAUAGUCAGAUGAAACCAAAAUAUAACUUUUUGGUAAAAACUCAACUCGUCGUGUUUGGAGGACAAAGAAUGCUGAGUUGCAUCCAAAGAACACCAUACCUACUGUGAAGCAUGGGGGUGGAAACAUCAUGCUUUGGGGCUGUUUUUCUGCAAAGGGACCAGGACGACUGAUCCUGGUAAAGGAAAGAAUGAAUGGGGCCAUGUAUCGUGAGAUUUUGAGUGAAAACCUCCUUCCAUCAGCAAGGGCAUUGAAGAUGAAACGUGGCUGGGUCUUUCAGCAUGACAAUGAUCCCAAACACACCGCCCGGGCAACGAAGGAGUGGCUUCGUAAGAAGCAUUUCAAGGUCCUGGAGUGGCCUAGCCAGUCUACAGAUCUCAACCCCAUAGAAAAUCUUUGGAGGGAGUUGAAAGUCCGUGUUGCCCAGCGACAGCCCCAAAACAUCACUGCUCUAGAGGAGAUCUGCAUGGAGGAAUGGGCCAAAAUACCAGCAACAGUGUGUGAAAACCUUGUGAAGACUUACAGAAAACGUUUGACCUGUGUCAUUGCCAACAAAGGGUAUAUAACAAAGUAUUGAGAAACUUUUGUUAUUGACCAAAUACUUAUUUCCCACCAUAAUUUGCAAAUAAAUUCAUAAAAAAUCCUACAAUGUGAUUUUCUGGAGAAGAAAAUUAUCAUUUUGUCUAUCAUAGUUGACGUGUACCUAUGAUGAAAAUUACAGGCCUCUCUCUUUCUUUUUAAGUGGGAGAACAUGCACAAUUGGUGGCUGACUAAAUACUUUUUUCCCCCACUGUAUGGACUAUGGCGCUUUAGCAGACAUCUCACAGCAUUUACUAUCAAAGCUUAUUGUGGCCAGUGUGUGUGUCAGUGAAACUCUCAGCUCUUUAAAAUGCUGUCUGCUGAUGUCUCUGUCCUCUCUCCUAUUCCCAGGGUGCUGCAGGGGGAGUGGCGGCGGCUGAAGUGGAGGCAUGAGGAGGCAGCGGCGGCGCCCCAACUGACAGAGGGGGGCGAGGAGGGUCUGGGAUCGCCCACGGGGGGCCAGCAGGACGAGGAACUCCUGGCCGAGGCGAGGGCCCUCCGGCAGCACAAGACUCGCCUAGAGACACGAAUGCAGAUCCUGGAGGACCACAACAAACAGCUGGAGUCCCAGUUGCAGAGGCUACGAGAGUUACUGCUGCAGGUAGGGAGGGAGGAAGGAGAAACAAAUGGAAAGUGGUAAGAAAGAGGAGGGAAAGAAAGAAACAGAUGGGUUGGAAAAGAGGGGAGGGAGGGACAACUUUAGUAAAUAGAAAAAGACUAAUGACUUAAACUGCAGGUACAGAGACAGGAAGGGAGGGGGAUAGAUACCAUGAGAGACAGAGGGAAAUACCUAUGGUAAAGAGAGAAAGCGAGAGGGGGAUAGACUCAAGAGGGAUUAAGAAGCAGAAUGAUACGGGACUGAAGCUAAAAGGAAGAGAGAAAGGGGAAUAACAAAGAUAAUGGAUGGAUUGAGAGAAAAUAUGACACUGCUGUAGAAGUAUAUGAAUGUGCGAAUGGGGAAGAGAGAGGGGGAGAGGAAGGACUGAAAGCUAAUUUGUACUGCUUCACUAGGGUAGAGAGAGAAAGAGAGAGUGACAGAAAGACAUUUCCUCAUGUGAAAAGACUUGGAAAUUGGUAAUAGAGAGCGGAGAUUGAAAGAGAGACUGAUUUAGUGGGAAUAGGGGAAUAGGAACAGAGGGACAGAAUACCAAACAUUCUAAAGUUGUAGAUUUUAACUUUCUGUCCACUUCUAUGAACCUCCCGACCAUAUAAUGCCAGUCUUUCAAUCUCUUCUUAAGAAAUAAUCAUGCACAUAAGCUCUUUAUAUGAGUCAGUUUAUAGUUCCAAUAUGAAGUGAUGGAAGUGGUGGAGUGGGGGUGGGUAGUCAACUCUCAGUGUCAACCUCUGUCUUCCUUUGUUCAUCGUAGAACUAGGUCUGAAUCCCCAGCCAACGCAGCCUUCAGUUUCACUGGAACACUUUGACUUAUUUAGUGCAUCUACAGCACGUUUACUGUAUCCUUCAACCCCAACACAUUCCAAGAAACGGUUGUGGUUUUCUGAAGUAGCUGUCAAAAUGGGAAUUCUGUUGGGAUUGAUGACACUAUUUAUUUUCCACCAGCCCAAAGAUGACUCGGAGGCCAACGGAUCGGAACCUUCGUCCCUGUCGUCUCCGGUGUCAGGGGGAGGCCGUCAUGGGGACGGACCCAGUAAAGAGACCACAGACACAGAUGCAACGGGUGAGCUACUAAGACAAAUAUUCCCAAAUAGUAGGUCAGGUCCCACUGGUGGGGUGCAAGUUCCAAGAAAUUCCUACUGGAUUAUUGACUGAAAAAACAUUGUUUUGUUCAUUCUGUGGGCCACAACAACAUUAGUUCAGACAGAAUGGAAUGAUUGAGUGUUCCGUUGUCACUCAUCUCUGGGGCGGCAGGUAGCUUAGUGGUUAAGAGCGUUGUGCCAGUAACCGAAAAGUCGCUGGUUCUAAUCCCCGAGCCGACUAGGUGAAAAAUCUGUCGAUGUGCCCUUGAGCUAGGCACUUAACCCUAAUUGCUCAUGUAAGUUGCUCUGGAUAAGAGCGUCAGCUAAAUGACUAAAAUGUAAAAUCUCUCUCUGUGUGAUGCUGUAUGUGACAGGAGAUGGAGAUGAGGAUCAUGAACAGGACACAGUGCAGCAGCUGCAGGAGGUCAUAGAGCAGCUGAGAAAUGUCUUCCCUUCAGAACCUGGUGAGCCUCUGACCAAACAGAAACAUUAACCUGAUGAAAACACUGAGUGGGGGGGUUAUUUUGGUGUAAAAGGAGACAAAUCAGACGGCGGACAUCAAGGUCAGAAAAUGUUUUUAAUGUCCUAACAGGCUCCUCAUACUAUUGCUAAGAUGUCUAGAAUAAUGGCUCAAAGGAAAAUUAUUCCUCUGAGUCUCAGGGUUAUAUAGUCAUUCUGAAUGAUGUACUGUAUACAUGCCUCAGUUGGUAGAGCAUGGCGCUUGCAACGCCAGGGUUGUGGGUUUGGUUCAGUACGCAAAAAGUAUGAAAAUGUAUGAAUUCACUACUGUAAGUCGCUCUGGAUAAGAGCGUCUGCCGAAAUGUUUAAAAUAAUUAUAAUAUGAGACUGAUACAACUUUUAAUUUAACUAUGAAGACAGUGAUACAAAAUGACCUUGAACAGAGGCGGAAACAAGAUAAGGAAUGUCUGAGGAGUGUCUAGAAAGAUAAGCUACACAAGGUCUUAUCUCAGUGGGGAAAUACAAUAUACAGUGGGGAAAGAAAGUAUUUAGUCAGCCACCAAUUGUGCAAGUUCUCCCACUUAAAAAGAUGAGAGAGGCCUGUAAUUUUCAUCAUAGGUACACGUCAACUAUGACAGACAAAUUGAGAAUUUUCUUUCCAGAAAAUCACAUUGUAGGAUUUUUAAUGAAUUUAUUUGCAAAUUAUGGUGGAAAAUAAGUAUUUGGUCACCUACAAACAAGCAAGAUUUCUGGCUCUCACAGACCUGUAACUUCUUCUUUAAGAGGCUCCUCUGUCCUCCACUCGUUACCUGUAUUAAUGGCACCUGUUUGAACUUGUUAUCAGUAUAAAAGACACCUGUCCACAACCUCAAACAGUCACACUCCAAACUCCACUAUGGCCAAGACCAAAGAGCUGUCAAAGGAAACCAGAAACAAAAUUGUAGACCUGCACCAGGCUGGGAAGACUGAAUCUGCAAUAGGUAAGCAGCUUGGUUUGAAGAAAUCAACUGUGGGAGCAAUUAUUAGGAAAUGGAAGACACACAAGGCCACUGAUAAUCUUCCUCGAUCUGGGGCUCCAUGCAAGAUCUCACCCCGUGGGGUCAAAAUUAUCACAAGAACGGUGAGCAAAAAUCCCAGAACCACACGGGGGGACCUAGUGAAUGACCUGCAGAGAGCUGGGACCAAAGUAACAAAGCCUACCAUCAGUAGUUUGCUAGAGUGCAUUUGGAUGAUCCAGAAGAGGAUUGGGAGAAUGUCAUAUGGUCAGAUGAAACCAAAAUAUAACUUUUUGGUAAAAACUCAACUCGUCGUGUUUGGAGGACAAAGAAUGCUGACUUGCAUCCAAAGAACACCAUACCUACUGUGAAGCAUGGGUGUGGAAACAUCAUGCUUUGGGGCUGUUUUUCUGCAAAGGGACCAGGACGACUGAUCCGUGUAAAGGAAAGAAUGAAUGGGGCCAUGUAUCGUGAGAUUUUGAGUGAAAACCUCCUUCCAUCAGCAAGGGCAUUGAAGAUGAAACGUGGCUGGGUCUUUCAGCAUGACAAUGAUCCCAAACACACCGCCCGGGCAACGAAGGUGUGGCUUCGUAAGAAGCAUUUCAAGGUCCUGGAGUGGCCUAGCCAGUCUCCAGAUCUCAACCCCAUAGAAAAUCUUUGGAGGGAGUUGAAAGUCUGUGUUGCCCAGCGACAGCCCCAAAACAUCACUGCUCUAGAGGAGAUCUGCAUGGAGGAAUGGGCCAAAAUACCAGCAACAGUGUGUGAAAACCUUGUGAAGACUUACAGAAAACGUUUGACCUGUGUCAUUGCCAAGAAAGGGUAUAUAACAAAGUAUUGAGAAACUUUUGUUAUUGACCAAAUACUUAUUUUCCACCAUAAUUUGCAAAUAAAUUCAUUAAAAAUCCUACAAUGUGAUUUUCUGGAAAAAAAUAUCUCAUUUUGUCUGUCAUAGUUGACGUGUACCUAUGAUGAAAAUUACAGGCCUCUCUCAUCUUUUUAAGUGGGAGAACUUGCACAAUUGGUGGCUGACUAAAUACUUGUUUUCCCCACUGUAGGUGCCUGAUUCAUUGCCUUUAAUACAUAUUGGGCCUCAAGGCAACCAGAGUAAAGGUCAAUCCAGUGUGUCCACAGCCAAGCCCUCAUCUGUUAGUACAGAUUUGGCUAUUCUGCAUGUGUUCUAAAACACAUGAUAUUCACCCUUAAUGGAUACUUUUUUUUCCCUCUCUCCUCUUCCAGGAGCCACAUCACUCAUCUAA
Molecule: messenger RNA, 63545 nt
Organism: Coregonus sp. 'balchen'
Lineage: Eukaryota; Metazoa; Chordata; Actinopteri; Salmoniformes; Salmonidae
Source: the annotation of a GenBank genome assembly